This is a messenger RNA of Podarcis lilfordi (Lilford's wall lizard), 58524 nucleotides long. The record is from the annotation of a GenBank genome assembly. NCBI's taxonomy places the organism in Eukaryota, Metazoa, Chordata, Lepidosauria, Squamata, Lacertidae.
GGUUCUGGAACGCUCAGACCCCGAGUAAAGCAGCGAUUGGCGGAGCGGCGCCUAUUUGUUACACUCGCAAUCAGCAUCCUAUUGCCCGCAGAGCGUUCCGGGCCCGCCCCGGGGAACACCUGCUGCUGCUCCGAAGUUCCCCAGGCCCGUCCUUUAGAGAUCUGCUGCCCGGGACUGUUAUCGUACUUUGCAGGCAACUCUGCACAACUCGCCUGCCGUCGAGUUUCUUCCCGGGGCGUCCGAGCAGCCUUAAGGGACGGAGAGCAUGAUUGACAACGGGGGAGGGAGCGAGCUUCUGCCCCGGCUGUGCUGCCCGGAGAAGGGGCCGAACGGCUACGGCUUCCACCUGCACGGGGAGAAAGGCAAAGUGGGCCAGUUCAUCCGGCUGGUGGAGCCCGAUUCCCCGGCCGAGAAGUCCGGGCUGCGGGCCGGGGACCGCCUGGUGGAGGUGAACGGCGACAACGUGGAGAAGGAGAGCCACCAGCAGGUGGUGAACCGCAUUCGAGGCUCGCCGGGCUCCGUGCGUCUGCUGGUGGUGGACUCCGCGACGGACGAGCGGCUGCAGAAGCUGGGCCUCGAGUGCACCGAAGACCUGGUCCGGGGGCUUCCCGACGAGAAGUUGGAGGAGGCGAAGAGCGGCGGCCAGGAGCCGAGGGAGGCUGCACAGCGGGAGCCGGACGUGGCGGAGGAAGAUAAGAAGAAGAAAGCGGACGGGGAGAAGGAGGAGGAGGAGGAGGCGAACCACGCUGCCCAGCGGGUGAGAAUCUAGGUCACUCCCGGGAAAGAGGGGCUGAGGAAAGCCCCAGGGGGGUGGGAAGGGAAGCGGGGGAAGGAGGCUGGGAGAAGCAGAAGGAGACGCGGGGGGAUAGCUUUAAAAGCACAGAGGCUGUGUCAGGGAAGAUAAUCGCCUUUUAAACAACGGAGUGGCAGGCAGAAGUUCAACUGGUGAGGGUCUCUCCGUUAAUGCACCGGCAAGAAAGUUUGAAUGGGUGCUCCUCUCGCAACGCCCGAGGCUUUUCCCGCCGGGGCGGUCGGCGGAACCGCGCUGCACCAGCUGAAUUUCUGCCUGUCGCUUCGCUCUUACAGGCAUUGUCGCUGCCGUGGGUGGUGGCGACCCUAACUCCUACAACGACCUGGGGUGGAUUCGGGGCGGGGGGAAAACAAACUGUCUCUUAAACAUAGGGAAACUGGGCCUCCAAUCCUAACUGUGCCUACUUACAAGUUCCAUUCAAGGGGCUUACUCUCAGGAAAGCGGUUAGGAUUGCAGCCUGGCUGUAACUCCUUGUAUAGAUGCAGCUACUGGCUUCUUAGCGUAUUUAUAUUACGUAUUUCCUCAUGGAUAAAUAGUCUGAAACACCAGACUGCAGUAUUUCCUUCCCAUCUCCCGAAGAUUUCUUUGGUGUGAUUCAGCUAACUUUUCUUUGGGUGCUGAUGAAUAACUCGGCUCUGCUUUCUCCCUCUCCCUUCCUCCUCCCUCUCUCAUUAUGAAAUGUGACCUCUUGAAAGCUGGGUCGCUUCCGCUGUGUGUGAUCUGAAUGCCAGCCCUGCUGGCACCCACAUGAGUCCGGAAUGCCGCUGAGUCUUGGCUUGCAGAGAAUUAUUGAGAGCUAAACAGAGAGAUGAGUUAAAAACAAAACAAAAAACACUCCUCCAAAUAUUAGAGGCCUUGCAGUAUGUCUUCUGCAAGGGACUCUAGUCAAAAAUAUUCUGGUGGUAUUCAGUGGGCAGGAAACUGGGCACUACUGUAAUCUAGUGUAAUUGAGCAAGUUCAAGGUGUUCCUUUAAAAAGCAGUGCCAGACUUUUCUUUUGGGGUGGUGGUAAAUUUCUUCGCGUUCUGUUCUAGCGUUAGAUCAGUGAAGCAGAAAGAACCUUCCCAGUAUUUGCUGGUACUCUUCCACUUGUUCAAAUUCGUUUUCUGGUAUAAACCUGAACUGUGUUUUUUUCUUAUGGUAGCGCAGCAAAACUGUCAUUUCCUCCACACAUGCAGAGCUUCACUGCAGACGACAAUCUUGGCUUCAGAUGAAACCUUUUCUUCUGCUUUGUCUUUUUCCUUUUUGUAAAUUGUUUUUUGAGCAGGCUUCCCCAACCUGGUGCCCUGCAGGUUUUUUGGACUACCCCUCCCCCAUCAGACCCAGAAGCCAUGACCAGUGGUCAGGGAUGAUGGGAGUUGCAGUCCAUCAAAUACACCUGGGGGCAUUAGUUAGGGGAAGAUUAUCUUAGAAAAAUUUUGAUGUUGCUAUAUGCAUUCUUUUGCUAGUGGCUUACAGCACAAUCCUGUACUUACCUACUUGGUAGUAAGCACCAUUGUAUUCAGCUGGGCUUACUGCCUGACAAGUGAAUAUAGGAUUGUGGCCUUUAUCUCACUCUGCUGCUUUUUCUCACACUUUCCCCCAGUAACUCAAAUGAGGGAAUCUAAUGCCUGUUGAAAAAUAUUACUAAAUAAAGGAACCAUACUUGUUGCACCCAUUCUGAACCUUUUAGGAUAAGAUGGGAUAACUAUUUAUGCAUGUAAUCUUUUUAAUCCAUUUUCCUUUUGUAAAGAUAAUCUCACAUUGCAGGAAGCACAGCACGCUGAACAACAAUACAAAACACAAAAUUCAACACUUGAAACACCCCUGAAAUUUAGUUAGCGAGCACAUUUUUGUUAGUCCUGCACAGCCAUAACAAAAUUGCAGAAAACUAGUGGUGCAAUCCUAAAGACGCCUACUCAGAAGUAAGUCCUAUUGAAUUCAUUGGGGCUUCCUCCCAAAUAUCUGGGCUUCAGAUUACAGGCUAAGCCAAUAACAUCUUGCCUUGAAGGUCUGAUCAGUGAAUAUUUAAUUGUAUGAUCAAGUGCUAGUUGGUAUGGAGAAACUAGCAUUCAUCUGUUCCCCUUGCUUUCACUUAUUGGAUAUUUUCCUCUCACCAUUUAUAAUAUUACAAAGGCUACCUAUAUUUUCACUGGAGUAUGAUCUACUAACAUAAAUGAGCAAGGUCCUAAUGAUUGUAGCUCAAAGCUGCUCUGCAGCAGCCCUUUGUCCACAGGGCAGGCUCAAACCAGAGUCAAAAUGGUCCAGCGGCUUAAAGGGUAGCCUUGGAUCUGGGUGGAGGAUCCUAGAUGUGCUUCUCCUGUGGGCCCUCUGUGCAGCCUUGAGGAAGUUGCUAUUUACCUGUCGCCUUCAGUUUAGUGUGUGUGUAAAAUGGAAAUAGUCAUAAUAAUACUAAACCACCUUAUUUGAUAGUAGAAAUAAAGAUAGAAAAUUUGCACUGCUGAGCAUACUUAACUGGGAAGCAAACUCCAUUGAACAUAGGAUGGUGCUGUUAAGCAUUUUUAUAUCAGAUUUGGCAAAGGAUCAGCACUAGAAUGAGAAGAGAAGAGGCCGUUAAGAACUGGAACUGAAUAUAUAAGAACUGGAACAGUGGGGGGGAUAUUUAUUUGCUUUGGAGUGAUUUUAAGAAGCUUUUGUAUGACAUUGGUGGAGAAACAUUUCUAUCCCUAGGACAUCUGAAAUAGUUAUUUCUCCAAACUUGCCCAUUGUUAUCAGAAGUGGUCAGAAGGUAGUUCUGGGAGGCAGUGGUAGAUUAGCAAGUGUUUUUGACUCCCUGUGGUUUAACAGGAGCAACAACUAAAAGGCUUUCUCACGCUGUCUUCCCCCACCCUUAAUUUAGGCUGCUGACUUGAGGAGAGUUUGAAGUGGGGGAGGGAAAACGAGGAGUGGAUUUUUGUGUGACAGGACUGUGAACUCUUGCUAUGGUACUGAGAAACCAAUUCCUGGGCUGAGAAAUGUCCUCAAAGGUACCUGGUUCUUAAUUCUGUAUCCCGCCCUCCUCCAUUUUGCAGCUGGAACUCCAGGAUACUAGUCAAAAACAGAAGAUUAUGAAAGCUGCCUACCAUGAAUACAUAGCCUGAAAUUUGUCUGUCUCUGGACUUGUUGAAUAUAUAGCUGCAUAGAAAUCUGUGGCGCAGUUGGGGGUGUGAUUUUUAUUUCACCACACGUGGUUUUUCAGUCAGUCCUUAACUUCUCCAAAAAGAGAGGGGCUUUGCUGUGUCGGACCAGUGCAGAUGUUUUGCCUUGUGCCUUAGGGGAAGCCUGCUCUGCAAGUGUGUGGGGAACCAGGCCCAGGAAAUGGUUUGAUCAGCUAAGCAGGUGUGGGCCUAACUACUGGUAAACCAGAUCAGUAGUUGGCUCGCCAGAUACCCUUUAAUAGGAACCCAACAAGAUAGUGACGAAGGAUUGAGGAUUGGAGUGAUCGUUCUGAGGUAUUAUGGCAGUGGACAAAGCUGAAGUGUAACUUUUGAACAAAUGUGUUUUUAAUGAAGUAAAACUUGGAUGGGAGACCCUGUGGUGUAGCAGCGGGUUAACAAAAAUGAAAAUAGGUGAAAUCCAGUGCUGCUGUUCCACUUACUGAAUGGCACAUGUAAGAAAAGGGUGAUGUGAUUUUGGCUGAUUAUUCAUUUCCAUGGCAGGCCUAGGCAAAUAUGUUUCAGAGGGUUGGGAGACAACCCCCCCACCCGAACAUUGAGGAAGGUGACAUUGUGGGGAGAGAGGUGCAGGUGGAAGGAGAUUCAGCCAAAAUCACACACACACACCCCAACUGCCUUUUCUUACAUUAUAGAAGUUCUCUACUGGAGCAAGAACCGUUCCAUGAAUGGAGCAGCCAUAUUGGAUUUCAGCGUAUAGUAUAUUAAACAAGUGUGUGGAGACAAGCUGCAGUUGGGAGAGGAGCUCUGCAAAGGCUCUAAAGUGAUUAUUUUUAUUUAAUUCACUUCCUGCCUUGCACUGAGUGCCAAGCCUGCAAAAUAAAAUGGUAGCUGCUAUUAAGGAUGUUACAGCAGCAGCAUUUAAAUGUUGGAGUAGUUGGCUGAGAAUCGGUAAUGAAAUCAACAAUUAGACUGCAGUUAGGUCAGUGGUAACUCCCUUAUACAUAUUCCAGGUUUCAGCCCUUGUGUUGAAAGCAGUUUCUGUGGUUGAGCCCUGGCACAUAAAAAAGUAAUAUUUGCAUUGCAUGGGAGGUUGACACUAAUUGCAGGAAUCAGAGUCUUGGGGGAAAUUCUGAAUCUGCUUACUGAAAGGUUUAUUGCUGUGGUGGGGAGCUGGUGCAUUGACACCUUCUUGCCCUGAACUCGGGGAUUAUACCUUCAGGGUUCUGGAAGCGGCUAGGCUGGCAAGGCUCCAGGCCUCUGGAGCAAAGGCACAUAUUACUAUUGUAUGCCAUAAGAAGAUGGCUGCUGGAUGAGUCCAAUCUAGCAUCCUGUUCAUACGUUAGCCAACCAGAUCCCUGUGCAAGGAGGACCCAAGCAGAAGAGCUAUGCCCUCCUAUUUCUUUAUUAUUUUAUUCAUUUUAUUAAACUUGUAUACCUCCCUUCAUCACAAGGCCUCAGGGCGGUUCACAUAAUAAAAUCAAGGUAAAAACACAAGCAAAUAGCUAAAAGAAAAAACAACAACGAAACAAUACUGCCCCCUUCCCACAAACACAUUAUUUUUAUUUAUUCAGUUUAUAGAAGUACAUACCCUUUAAUUCCCAGCAACAGCUUUUCAUAGGCCUCUGGCAGGAGUAGCAUAGCUGUUGUGGCUUGUAGCCUUCGAUAGCUGUGUCCUGCAUACAUUUGUCUAAACUAUGGGUAGACAAACUAAGGCCCAGGAGCCGGAGCCGGCCCAGUCGCCUUCUAAAUCCGGCCCACGGAUGGUCCGGGAAUCAGCGUGUUUUUACCUGAGUAGAAUGUGUCCUUUUAUUUAAAAUGCAUCUCUGGGUUAUUUGCGGGGCAUAGGAAUUCGUUCAUCAUCCCCCCACCUCAAAUAUAGUCUGGCCCCCCACAAGGUCUGAGGGAUAGUGGACCGGCCCCCUGCUGAAAAAGUUUGCUAACCUUUUAAAGCCAUCCAGCUUGGCAGCCCUGGUUAUCUCCUGCAGGAACAAAUUCCGUGGUUUAACUGUGUAAAGUAGUACUCUUUUUAAUCUGUCAUUCAACUUCACUGGCUGUAUCAGUUGGAUUUGAUUUACAGGAACAACUAACUCCUGUGAAACAGAAGGGUCAGUUGCCAAGGAACAUGUGGAAUUAUCGUGCCCUCAAUUUUAGAAAAUUUGGAAAGUGCGAACCACUUCAAGGCUUCACCCAAGUAUGGCCUAAAAGCAGGGGCAACUAACUGGUGGUCUUCCAAAUAUUGCUGGACUACAACUCCCAUCAUUUCUGGCCAUUUGGCUAUGCUGACUGGGGAUGAUGGGAAAUGGUGUCCCAUCCCCGGCCUACAAUACUUCUGGAGCAUGCCCUGACAUGGUUAUCCUGACAUAAUUCCUUCCUGGAACACGAGGCCAGCCCUGCGAUGGCAGCACCAUAGAGCAGAUGUGGGGAACCUUUGUCCCUCCAGAUGUUGGUGAACUACAACUCCCAUCAGCCACAGCAAGCAUAGCCAGGGAUGAUGGGAGUUGUAGUUCAAGAGUAGCUGGAGGGACAAAGGUUCCUCACACCUGCCAUAGAGGGAGGAUACACAAAGGCAUCCAUGCUGCAGCAAGACUUUCUCAAGUGCUUGAUGGAAAGCUGUCUGUCAUUAAAACAGGUACAAGUGACUGACUUGAGUCAUCCACACACUCCUUGAGGAUAUUAAGCUGCUUGUUUGACUCCCAACUCCCAAGUGUUCAGAUUACAUCUCAAAGUGUCACACUUGUAAGAGCACCACCUGUUUACGCAACUGCUAUGCUAGUUGGGGGUAAAUACAUUCUGUAAAUAUGUGUAUUCUUCUGUGUUUUGAUUAUAGCUGACAAGCUGCAUGAAGUUACAUUUUAACCCACGGAUCAGCAAACUUCUUCAGCAGGGGGCCGGUCCACUGUCCCUCAGACCACAAGGGGGGGGGGCUGGACUAUAUUUUUUUGGGAGGGAGAAAAAAACGAAUUCCUAUGCCCCACAAAUAACCCGGAGAUGCAUUUUUAAAUAAAAGCACAUAUUCUAUUCAUGUAAAAACACGCUGAUUCCUGGACUGUCUGUGGGUCGGAUUUAGAAGACGAUUGGGCUGGAUCUGGCCCCCGGGCCUUAGUUUGCCAACUCAUGUUUUAACCAGUGGUUGGAUUGCAAAUAAGUGGAGCCUAGUCUGUGAGGGACGCGGGUGGCGCUGUGGGUUAAACCACAGAGCCUAGGACUUGCCAAUCAGAAGGUUGGUGGUUCGAAUCCCCGCAACGGGGUGAGCUCCCGUUGCUCGGUCCCUGCUCCUGCCAACCUAGCAGUUUGAAAGCAUGUCAAAGUGCAAGUAGAUAAAUAGGUACCGCUCCGGCGGGAAGGUAAACGGCGUUUCCGUGCGCUGCUCUGAUUCGCCAGAAGCGGCUUAGUCGUGCUGGCCACAUGACCCGGAAGCUGUACGCCAGCUCCCUCGGCCAAUAAAGUGAGAUAAGCGCCGCAACCCCAGAGUUGGUCACGACUGGACCUAAUGGUCAGGCGUCCCUUUACCUUUACUAGUCUGUGAGGCAGGUAUGCAGAACCUCUGGCUCUCCAGAUUCUGCUAAACCACAGCUCCCGUCCCUGGCCUCACUGGGCAUGCUUGUGAUGGACAUUGCAGUUCAACCAUAUCUGGAGGGCCAAAGCUUCCCCACUCCUGCUUUGAGGAGUAGCUAGAGAUAAUUCACUGAAUUAUGCCAAGGGGGCAAUUGCAGCACAUCAUCAAUUUUGUUUUCCAUGGGAGUACAUUUCCAUAAGCAAUUCUCCAUGGUGUAGAUAGUUCACAAAUAUAACACAGUCAUACCUUGGAAGUCGAACAGCUUAAUUCCUGAACGUUUUGGUUCCCAAACGUUGCACACACGGAAGUGACUGUUCCAGUUUGCAAACUAUUUUUGGAAACCGAACAUCCGACUGGGCUUCCGCAGCUUCUGAUUGGCUGCAGGAGCUCCCUGCAGCCAAUCAGAAGCCUCACUUUGGUUUUCGAACAUUUUGGAAGUCAAACAUACUUCCGGAACGAAUUUGGUUCGACUUCCAAGGUACAACUGUAUAAGCGGUGGCAACGUGGGAGUGCCCAAACAUGAGGUUUGACCAUAUAGCACCAAAUCAUGGUUUGUAUUUUGAAUAAUGGUGAAUCACCCCGGAAUCAGUUAUCUAUGAUGGGUGGCAGAUGGGUGAUACCCAACAUUAGUCAUUCUCUGGGUGGACCCAUUGAAACCAAUGGACUUAAGUUAAUGGAUUUGCCCUGAGCAUGACUAAUAAUUGGGUAUCACCCAUAGUUAGAGCAGAACUGCUGUUUGCUCAGAAAUGCAUGCGGAGCUCAGAAUAUAGACUGGCUGUCAGCAUGCGUUGCCCAGCACUGGGGUUGUGUACAGUGCCCCAGUGAAUAGCAUUCAUCUUCCUUUGCAACACAGGGCCCCUGAGUCCUCUUUGUAUAGUCAAACUAUCUGUGAAGAAUGACUGCUACUUGAAUAUGCUAUCCUGUGAACAUUUGUAUUUAACUAAAUUGAAGAAGCUUGAUUUUUAUCACCUGGAGGGAUUUUACGAUCACUGCUCAAUCUAAAUAUUUUUAUGGAUGGAGGGCAGGAGUGUAACUUGUUAAAGAUUUCACAGUUAUAGCGAUGAAUUGUGAGCUGCUGACUGUUCUCUAUAUUAAGGCUGCCCUGAGACAUGGGCUACUUUCACAUAGGAAAGCAGGGGGGGAUAUUUGAGAACUGUGCAUUGCCUUGAUUUCUGCUCUUUUUUCAUAUUAAAAAGCUAAAACUAGAGCCUUUGGUGAGGCUCUGCAAAGGCUGCAUUGUGCUCUUAAUUCAUGGGGCUUAGAAUAGAAGAUUGUCAAAGGAAAAGUUCUUGCCCAGGCUGCUGUUGAGGAAAAUGGCCUGUGGUUGCUCAGAGACUUCCUCAAAUGACAUUUCCUUGAGUAGCUGCGUCAGCUGAAUAUUGAAAUUCAAGGCUCUAUUUUUGAAAGACAAAAUAUUUACUUAAUAGUGGGGCAGAUAGAGAGCGGUGGUCACGAUGCCCCCUCAGCACAAGCUCAUUAAACCUCAACUCUCCUUUAACCAGACUUUCUUAAAGCAGCCUGGGUGGUGAUGGUAAAAUAAUAGAUACCAGAGCACCGUUGUUUUUUUAGAUCCUCCCAUUGAUAUAUUGGGAGCAGGCUUCUGAGAAUAGUUCUGCGGAAGUGGUGACACCCCUGUUGACAGUUGUGAGAAUGCUCUUUGUUAAUAGAGUAAUGGAUUAGUGCAAGAUUUGGAACACUCCCCAUUAGCAUGCCUCUGAAUAGAGGAAGGAAAUCUCCUUUCAAGCUGUGCCCUUUAAUAACCUUGAAUCUUGUUAAUGAAUUUCUGCUAAAUAACCCUGUGAGAACUACAUUUACCUAAAAUGUUCCCUUCCUGUGCUGUGCCUUUGAGGUGCUAAUCUGUUAUCCUGCUUUCCUUAUAAAAGCUGUCUCUGUUGAUUCCCAGGUGGGGUCAUAAGAUGCUUUUGAGGUCUGCUGCUAAAGGGCUAAACUAAGGUAGUAAAUUUGCUCAAACAUUUGCACUAUUUAAUCAACAGCAACAAGGAGAUAAAGAAGAACACAGGCUGCUUGGCAUCUCCUGUUUGCUGGAUGUAAGCUUUCUUUGGUGGAGGGUGAAAGGUCCCCCAUUUUUAAGAUCAGCCACGAUGUAGCAAAACAGUGAGUAAGGGUUCAAGCUCUCCAGAACUCUUAAUAAGAUAUUAAGCAUGCAAAAAAGGGGAGGAGGGGCAAUGGUGCUGUCUUGAAUAGUAAAACAUCCAGAUAUUAAGUGCAAUGCAUGUGAUUUACUUACUUACUUAUUGGAUUUAUGUUGCACCUUUCCUCAAAGGAGCUCAAGGUAGCCUCUUCCUCACCAUUUUAUCCUUAGAACAACCCCAUGGGGUAAAUUAGGCUGAGAGACUGUGGACUGUGACUGGCUCAGGGUCAUCCAGUUUCAUGGCUGAGCAGGGGUUUGGACCCGGGUUUCUCAGGUCCUAGUCCAUGGGUAGGCAAACUAAGGCCCGGGGGCUGGAUCCGGCCCAAUCACCUUCUAAAUCUGGCCCGAGGACAGUCCAGGAAUCAGCGUGUUUUUACCUGAGUAGAACGUGUCCUUUUAUUUAAAAUGCAUCUCUGGGUUUUUUGUGGGGCAUAGGAAUUUGUUCCAUUUCCCCCCAAAAAAUAUUGUCCGGCCCCCCACAAGGUCUGAGGGACAGUGGACCAACGUCCUGCUGAAAACGUUUGCUGGCCCCUGUCCUAGUCCAACACACUAAUCACUACUGCAGAUUUUGUGCUUAUUUGAGUUGCUGGUGCAUCCUCUGAUAAACUCUCACAAUGGCCUUCAUGUGGGGUAUGGAUUCACAUUCGUUUUUGACAAUGAUAGCAGGAAGACUGCUACACCCCCUCCCCACUACAUCCAAUGUAGAAGUCUGAACGUCUCCUAUCUCAUCCUGUGGACUUCUGACCAAAGCCCUGAAGUGUUGCUUAAAGAUAUCUUUCAGUUUGUUAACGCUGGAGUGAGUCCUGUAGGCAGAAUUGGAGGGAUUUUUUUGUGGCAUUCUUAAUUACAUGCUCCAGCUCUAUAAGAUGCUGUUUGUGCUGGAGGUGAUCUUAAGGGCAGUGAUGGAAAAGGGUCAAUGGACUUUGCUGUCAGUGCUAAGCCAUCACUUCUUGCCCUCUUCAGUUUAUGAUUAUAUGCAGUUUUGUUAAUCGUUCUCCUUAUUGGACUUUAGCCUAGAACAUUGAUGCUGCCUUCUGAUCUCCAUGUUAGGAGUGGCAGGCACAGAACGUGGUGGAAUUUUUCCACUGUUAGAAAGAAACUAGGCUUGCCAUGGUUUUUUGUGGCAGGAGGGGAAACCUCCCUGGCAGGAGUAAGGUAUUGGGGGGCGGGGGGGAGCGGUGAGUUUCAACUUAAAGGCUAAUGAAAGCCAGUGUGGAAUAGUGGUUUAUAGAGUGUCAGACUAGGACCAGAGAGGCCCAGGUGCAAAUUCUCCCUUGGCCAUGAUACAGUGUUAGAAACUCAGGUAUAUACUGUCAGCUAGUCAGCACCAAAUAGCUCCUGGAAUCUAGGUUGUGGUCUCCAAAAUUGAAUAUCUAUUCACCAGGCAAUAUGGGACUAAAUGAGCCUCAGGAUCCCUUCCAACGCUACAAUUCUAUGAUCUCCACCACGUUGCUUGACUGCGGCUUGCUCUUACAACAAUUCACUUGUCCCAGUAUGCAAGUAGGAAAAACACACACAGUGGAAAUGGAAAUGGUAUUAACUAUGGAAUAAGGCAGAAGUUUUUAAACUGUGGUUGCCAACGUGGCACUGAGAAAUCUCCACAUAGUCGCUAUUGAACCUGCACCAGUAGCAAAACAUGUCUGGCGCCUGGCUGGUUUUGAACACUGGCCAUGAAACUCUUUGGGUGAUCUUGGAUCAGUCACUAUCUCUCAGCCCAACCUACCGUGUAAUUCUUUUGAGGCUAAAAUGGCGGAAAGGAGAAGAGUCCAGCUAUGGGGAACCUGUGGCCCUCCAGAUGUUGUUGUACUGCAAAGUUUCCAUCAUCCUUGACUAUUGACCAUGUUGGCUGGGGAUGAUGGGAGCUGGUGUCCAACAACAUUUGGAGGGCCACAGGUUCUCCAUGCUCGACAUAUAAGAAGAAGGAUGGGAUUAAAUUGAAUAAUAAUGUAGAGGAGGGGAUGCCUUCAGAUUCUGCUUUGGGAAUAAUCUUAUUAAAUUGGUGAUGUGAUGUUGCAUCUGGUGGUUCACUCUUUAGCCAGUUUCAUGUUGAGUUUAAACUCUGAGCCAUAUCCUUCUAAGUAGCAUGGAUUCCUUGGUUUUGUUGGGAAAGUGGGAAAUCAGUCUUAGCUGACUUGCUUCAGUUUGAGGCAUGCUUAAUUGGCAUAGCUGCACUAUAAUGGAAAACCUCAUGGAGGGCUUAAAUGUAAAGACAGAACUUUGCUUCUUUUAAAUAGCAGUUUAUUCAAAACAAAUUCAGCUGAGGAACUGAUGCUGCAUUUAGCUUGUAACUUUUAGCAUAUACGGUUCCUAAAUUUAUCACUGCUCAUGUGUACCCUUUUAAUCAGUGCAGAAGGUGAAUAGCUAAUAGUGAAUUCCGGUUUUGUAUUUCCCAAAAUCCUCUGUCAGCAAGCCUUUUGUCCUGCUAGCCAUAAAGAUGACUUCCUAUGAGGACUUUCCAUAAGAGGGAUUGUGUUAAUUAGGGGUAGUUUAAGAUAGAAGUCCUUAUCUGACGCGAGUCAUUUAUGAAGAGCUUGUACUUCACCCCCACCAUCUAUUAAUGAUGGGUGGAGGGAUGGAAAAGGAUCCUCUCUGGUACAGAUAUCCUUCUUGGGAAGACGUGGGUGGAAUGCCUCCAGCAAAAUGCUUUGAUUAAGGGUCCAAGUUCGGAUCGCAGUGCUUCUUUUGUAAGGAAGACGUUACCAAGGCAGAACGGCUGAAUUUGCACAAAAUUCUCUACCAUGUUAAUCUGGUAGCCUGUUAAUCAUUCCCUAGGAAUUAUCUUUCCCCCCCUUGCAAUAGUCCUAGGGAGGGUAGGUCGUGUGUGUGUGUGUGUAUUCAUGAAAGGUAAAGAAAAAUGUCUUCACUUAUUGCAGAGAUAUAGAGCACUCCAGGUGGUGGAAGGCCCCCUGUCCUAAGUUGGUCCUUUUCUGUUUGUUCUAGAAUCCUGAAGAAGAGAUCAGAAUUUCUUCCUCCAGGGUCCAAAGAAAGGGCAGAGGGAAUGAUUAGUGGUUUGAAGGUGCUGGCUGGAGCUGAAAUCUUAUACAGUACAUGUGUUCUUGGGAAGUCCCAAUGAACUUAGUGAGACUUUAUUCCCUCCACUUUUACUCAGAACUGAGCUGUACCUUAUACCCCUCCUGCAUCCUCCUCAUUGGAGACAUUGCGAUUUUGGGAGAACAUUUGCUUAAUGUGGGGAUGUGGCUCCUGUGAUAGCUGAGGCUGGGCAAUCAUGGUUUGAAGCAGCCUCCCCAAAUCUAGUGCCUUCCAGAUGUUGUUGGACUUUGACUCCCAUCAUGCCUGUCCAUUGAGCAUGCUGACCGGGGGCUGCUGGGAGUAGAGGUCCAACAGCAUCUGAAAGGCAGGGUACAAACUUGGGGGAAAUUGAUUUGUAGCUUUAAGGGCAGGUUCUGGUGAGAUUGUAGGACUUCUGCAGUGUGGACAUUGAAUCCAUGACUUCUUGGAAAAGCCCCCUUCUCCUAUUGGCAUGCGAUUCCGGUUAGGGGGCUACCUGACCUCUUCUUAGCUCUCCAAGUCAUUGUUUGAAACUAAAUAUGUUUCAAUAAUCUGCUCAUUAGGGCCUUUUAAAAUGAAACAGCAAAGUAACGGCCUUAGUUCUGGGUUCUUGUUCCCUGCAAAGCCUUCUAAUAGACAGAUGAUUGCAGGACAUUGUUUCUUCAGCCAAGGUGACGGUUAAAGGUGUUGUCAUGAAACUUGAACUUGUAAAUGCUAACAAGACUUCAGUGCCUAAAUGUAGCCUAAAGUUCAUGCUCUCAGUUCCUGCCCUCCCUGCAAACAGGAAGUACAUCUCUUAUUGGGCCACGAGACCCGUUACUGUGCAGUUCACGGCAACCCCUCUGGGAACUCAUUAUCUGCACACUUCCCCUCCUGCCCAAACUCAUUUCUCACCUUAUUUUGAGGUGAGCCCAUAGCACCCAGUGGCUUGUGGUUCUUGGCUAGUGGCUUAAACUCCUCCUCAGCUGCCAUGUGAGUUGCAUAGUUUUGCGAGUUUGCUUAGCUGAAACCGAAUUUUGUGCAAAUUCAGUUGGGCUGCUUGAAUUUCAACGACAUCAGUAUCUGGAUGACUACAGUAGUAAUAGAAGUAGCAGCACUAGUAAUGAUAAUAAACUUUCGGGGAUUAACCACCCAAGCUUGGGUGCAGCUUCUUGUGGGCAUGCAGGAUUGCCUCAGGACUAAUCAGUUACCUCCACUAUUACCUGCAGGGCAAUGUUACCUGGGUUGUCACCUUAGAAUCAUAGAAUUGUAGAGUUGGAAGGGACCACGUGAGUCAUCUAGUAAUAAUAAUAAUAGUAAUUUAUUAUUUAUACCCUGCCCAUUUGGCUUGGUUUCCCCAGCCACUCUGGGCAGCUUCCAACAGAAUAUUAAAAUACAAUAAUCUAUUAAACAUUAAAAGCUUCCCUAAACAAGGCUGCCUUCAGAUGUCUUCUAAAAGUCUGGUAGUUGUUUUUCUCUUUGACAUCUGGUGGGAGGGCGUUCCACAGGACAGGUGCCACUACCGAGAAGGCCCUCUGCCUGGUUCCCUGUUAACUUGGCUUCUCGCAGUGAAGGAACCACCAGAAGGCCUUCAGUACUGGACCUCAGUGUCCAGGCAGAACGAUGGUGGUAGAGAGACUCCUUCAGGUAUAGUCCAACCCCAUGCAGUGCAGGAAUCUUUUGCCCAAUGUGGGGCUCAAACCCAUAACACUGAGAUUGCAAUUGGGGGCCUCCUCAUCCAGCCUUUCCUCAAGGUUUGCCUCAAUGACUUGAACUUAUCAGAGUGUGAGAGGUGGUGGCAUGAAGACAUGGGAGGCAGGCAUAAACCUGCUGAUAUCCCUGUGGAGCCACUUUUAAGGCUAUGACAACCUCUCAGUAAGGAGGAUCUGUACUUAUACUAGGAGGAUGUGUCAUGUUCUCAGAUCUUAAGACAGUCUUAAGUGUAUUCCCCUGCUUGAUACUCUAGAUGUUAUUGGUAAUUGCAACUGAGCAAAUGAACUGGAAUUCUUGGGACCAAAAUCAAAUGAAGGGAGCUUGCUUGAGCUCAUCCCUCCAACCCACCCGCAGGCAAUUGCUUGAGCUCUGCUUCGCAGUAGAGUGGAAGGAAGAAUUGGAGCUGUGGAGCUUGUGAUUUCUCAACUCUCUUGGGUGUGGACUCUCAGGGUUAUGCUGAAAUAGUUCGGUGUGUAGAGCAGCACUGGAGUGAAUUUUGCAAUCUACCACAAAUGAUGCAGUCAAGUUACCCUCAGUGGGGGAAAUUGCAGAGGGUCAACACACUUGGAGUGCAAUGGAGGAGCCUCAGCCAGGGAGAACCUCCUUCGCUAUCUGCUUCAAGUGCAAUUGAGUUCAGGGAAACACUGUGUAGUCUGCUCCCAGCCAUUCUCCAGUACAUGCUACGCAGAGCAGAAUUUGUCAUUUUGUAAAUCCUGGCUCCAGUGUCAAAAGCUAUUCCACACAACUUGGAAAUGUCUGUAUAGUGCUUCUGAUGAUCAGGGCUGCUGCCCUUUGCAUCUCUUUCUCCAUUUUUAGUCUUCUUCUGCUCUUUUCCUUGUCCAAAAGUUACAAAUUCUGCAGAAAGCAUCAAAUGUUAGAACCAGAUUGCCUUCUCUUCAUGCCAAGCCCCCCACUGACCCCGCUUUUAACCUUCCUUGAGUGUUUUGGAACUCCAUUAAUGCCCUUUGCUUCUCUAGUUGGAGAAUAUCUGGGAGCUAGCCUCCAAUACAAAAGUGCAAUUCACAUUUGUUGCGCUGUCCACUUUUGCUUCUGGUCCCACCUAAAGAGAGCACAUCCAUGUUGAGAGAGCUACCCUAUUGCUGUUAAUUGAUGCUCUUGGGUCUCAUGCGAGAUAGGUUAUUUCUGCUGAAGCUGUGAAUUUAGCAGCCCCAGUAUUUAAUGAAGGUAUCCAGCAAGCCAAAAAAAUAUCCUCACAUACUUGCAUGAUUUCGCACGUCCUUCUGUGGAUUAACUGUCACCUCUGACCAUUCAGAGUUCCAUUUCUCUAACCAUUUUUCGUGGGCCACAGGCCUUCAGUUUAGCACUGAAGCUUAAAACACAGGCAUUUUUGGUUUGAGCUGUGCACCUGGGCCAGGCCAUGAACCAGAAAGCGACUGUGCAGUGUGCCAGCUGAGCAAAUGCUUUUGUCAUCUGCUUAUCUGGGGAGCAAGACACUUUCUCCAGGCUUUAAAGUCCACUUUCCUGCUGGAGUUAAUGAUGAGGCUCCAGGUCCUGCUCUCCAGCUGAGAUAUUUGAAUGUGUCAGAGUCCUAUUUACUCUGUGGGGUUGGACUUGGCCUUUAUUUGCUUAACAAGCUGGAAGCAUUUCUCUGCCAGGGUGUUGUGGUAGGUGACUGACAGCGCGGUCAGCUGGGGAGUGGAGCUGGAGGAUGGAGACUUUUGCAUUUGGCUUUGGGCACACAGGAGUGUUGCCUUUCCCUGUCCCUCCCUCCUUUCCCCCAAGCAAAGGCAUCAUGCUGCUGUGGAAUUGGGGAACCUUUUCCAUCACCUCCAGGACUGUAUGCCAGCAAUAGGCGGGGCCAGAAGCAUAAAAGAGCAGAUCGAUGAAUGUCAAUUUUACCUUUCUGCAUGUGCACCCACACCACCCUCCAUCCGGGCAAGCAAGAAGGAUUAUUCAAGUUCAAGGACACAUUCCAGUCAGGCUAAAAUGAGCUGAGUGCAAAACUACACCAGAGAAGGGAAUGUGUGACCUAGGGAAAGUUCCAAGUGCCAUAGAGUAAGCGGCCUAGAGGGUCGCACCCGCCCUGCCAGGCCUGAGGUCCCUGAAUUAAUUGGUGUUUAAUUCACACUUUAAAAUUUGUGUGUGUUGUAUGUUUUUUAUUUUGUAGAACUCGUCAUAGAGCGGAGUCCCAUGUUCCAUCAGUACGCAGCGUUGGAGAUGGGGGUGGGUGGGAGAGAAAGGGGAACUCUGUCCUGCACAAGCGAAACUUUUUAAUACUUGUUAGACCAAGUUUUAAAUGUGUAUACAGUGGUACCUUGGGUUAAGAACUUAAUUCGUUCUGGAGGUCCGUUCUUAACCUGAAACUGUUCUUAACCUGAAGCACCACUUUAGCUAAUGGGGCCUGCCGCUGCGCCACCGUGCAAUUUCUGUUCUCAUCCUGAAGCAAAGUUCUUAACCUGAGGUACUAUUUCUGGGUUAGCGGAGUCUGUAACCUGAAGCAUCUGUAACCUGAGGUACCACUGUAUUAUCUUGUAAAUUUUUCAAUAUAAAUAAAAAUAAGUGUCAGAAUUGAACCAACAUCUAGAAGAUGAGACUUGCUUCCUAGUACAGUGGAACCUCGGUUUCCGAAUGUCUCCGUUGACGAACGAUUUGGAAUUCAAACGCCGUAGUUUUUCGUAUUAAUUUUUCUGUUUGGAGGCUUCUGUAUUGAGUUCUCGGUUUUUGAACAUUUCAGAAUUUGAACGGUCUUCCGGAACAGAUUACGUUCAAAAACCGAAGUUCCACUGUAUACUAGAGGGGAAGAAGUACUGGAAUGAGAAGGACUGCAUUCAGCAAAAUAACAUUUUAAGGUCACUGGAAGGCCGCAUCUGUGGCCAACAGAGACUUCCACCUGUGUGACAAUUUAAGAGUCUGGUUAAAUCCCUUUUGGGUGCUGCAGGCUCUGGAAGUUUUAAUCCUAGAAUUGUAGAGUUGUGAGGGACCCCAAGGGUCAUCAAGUCCAACCCCCUGCAGUGCAGGAAUCCUGCCCACAGCUGUCCCUUGGUGGGCUCAAACCACCAACUUUCUGGUUAACAGCCAGAUGCACUGACCCUUUGAGCCAUUGCACUCCCUCUGUUUCUGUGAUGGUUUUGCUUGUCAUUGUCUCAAACUAUUUAAAACCGAGAUCAGACCAUGAAGUGGGGGAACUAGGAUAAUUAGGUUCAUUGGUUCCCUGAAAAACAGCUAAUUUUAAAACUCUUAUCUGAAAUUUUCAAGAUUUUUCUGCAAAAAAGCCACUUGUACAUUGAACUGUGGGAACAGCACUUACAGGUUAAAAUUGACCCCAUAAAGUAGAACAGAAUCUGGAACUGAAUACCAUUUCACGUUAUUCAUUGAUGGUGCCUGAUUCCCUGCACUCUUAGCAAGAUUUCAAGUACAAAUAGCCCACUAUGCUGGAGAGGCUGUGGACGGGCAGAUACCUAUUUUCAUAUGUGGUGGUCAGGUGAGAAGAUGCAGGAAUUCUCAGGAUGGGCAAUAACCUUUUACAAAAUGGCACUUAUAAUGGGUCAGGUACUAACUAAGAGUCCAGGAUGGUGUUAUCCAUCUUUGAUGACGGAAGUAAAAAAUGUUACCAAAAAAGGCUUAUUAAAAUUGUUAGUAUCAGCAGCAUGCUUGAGAAUAACUGGGAGGUCAACAGUUAGGAGACAACUUGGGACAAUUAUGUUGAUGGAAAAACUGACACAGAAGGUGAAGGACAGGAACAAUUUUUCAAAAGGCAGAAGGAAAAUGUUAAGUAGCAUGGUAUUUCUUAAUUAAAUACGUAGCACUAAAGGAACAUAACUGAUAACCAUAGGCCACACACAACUCUAUAAGAUGCCAGCGUAAACAAAGAAGGGUAGUUCUGGUCAUAAGUAAAGAAGAACAAAUAUUUUACAGUAAAACAAAGAUAGAAGCAAUGCUCUAAACUAUAUGCUACUUAUAUGUGUUUACUUUUUUGUCACAAAAGCAAAUUUUAUUUUAGAAAGAGAGAGAGUCAAGAGCAACUACAAGUGGAGUUUGGGAAGAGAGAUUCUGGGACACAGUGUCCCGAAGGAAGCUCAGGGGAGAUCUUGUUGGAAGUAGGUCUCAAUGCCCUGAGCUUCUGCUUCUUUCUUCUGGGUGACCUAAAUAGCUGUGCUAAGAACAAAUCUGGAUCAAGGGAAGGAGAGAGUGGGGCAAACCUUGUGUCAACGUUUCUUACGGCCCAACAGGCAUCACUUCAUCAGAAUAACGUUUAUAGCAUAUUCCUUUUGUGGCUGCUUUGUACAAGUAGUACGGAUUUUUUUUUGUGAUCAGCGUUAAUGCAUAUUGCAGCUUUCCCAGUCUUGGGAAUAAGUGCAUGGCUGACUAAGCUUCAGGCUUAAAAAAAUUAUUAUUAUUAUUAAAGAUUUUCAUGGUUCACAAAAAAUGAGCAUUGUCUUUUCUCAAAUCGUAUAGUCCUUUUUUACAUUUGAUGUGAGACAUUGUAUAGAAUAAGGUAGGGGAAGAAGAGUGGGGGAGAGGGGACUGGUGUGGUAAUAUUUAGUAUGUUUGUGGGGUUUUAUGCCGGUGUCACUCGAGUAGUUCUCUAAUUCAUUUAUUUUAUAUGUAUAUGUAUUAAGGGAUACAGGUGGUGCUGUGGUCUAAACCACUGAGCCUCUUGGGUUUGCCGAUCAGAAGGUCGGCAGUUCGAAUCCCCGCAACGGGGUGAGCUCCCAUUGCUCGGUCCCAGCUCCUGCCAACCUAGCAGUUCAAAAGCCUGUCAAAGUGCAAGUAGAUAAACAGGUACCGCUCCGGCAGGAAGGUAAACAGCGUUUUCGUGCGCUGCUCUGGUUCGCCAGAAGCGGCUUAGUCAUGCUGGCCACAUGACCCGGAAGCUGUACGCCGGCUCCCUCAGCCAGUAAAGUGAGAUGAGCGCUGCAACCCCAGGGUCAUCUGCGACUGGACUUAACUCUCAGGGGUCCCUUACCUUUACCUUUUUUAUGUAUAUGUAUAUACACAUAUACAUUUUUCUUGGUAGUGAGAGAGGUUGGGGGAGCCUAGGGCAUGGUUGGUUAUCUUUAGUUGGCUGCAGUGAGAUUUGUUCAUGGGGGUGGGGGAUGUUGGGCCAGGUCAGCCAUAUUGAUUCAAAUGCUGUUGGUGAGUUCUUGUUGUCUUGUUGGGCUGUGUAUGUGAUAAACGGGAGCCAUACUGGAAUGAAGGCAUAUAUUCUAUUUGUCCCCGUGACAGUUUCAUUCAGUCUAUUGGUUAAUUUUUCUAAUAAGGCUGUUUCCCAUGUAGUUUGAUACCAUUGGUCCAUGUUUACUCCUGACAGGUCUCUUCAGUGUCUGGCUAUGUUGUUUCUGGCUGCUGAGGGUAGGUAGGUUAUGAGCUCUUUAUAGUGUGCAUGAGCAGUAUUAUCUUGGAAGAUGUUUAGCAGGGCCAGUUCUGAGGUGACUUCUAAUAGCUGUUUAAGUUCCACCUAAGCUGCAAAUGGAAUAGCAAGCAAAUCCAUGAAUGGUGUGGGCUGCAGCCCUGAUUCACGCAAAACUGUGAGCAAAAAAUUAAACAUUCUCAAAGGAUUAAUAAUAAAAAAAGUUUGGAGCCCAAUUACCUAGCAUUGCUUUCAAACUGGAAGUGAACCUGUCUAAAUGUGCUCUGAGAAAACACCUGGUUAAAUCCUUGCCCUUUUUGUAAGUCGUGCAUUUCCUGAACAAGCGGGCCUAAUAGCUGGAUUAGAAACAUACUGGUUUUGCAACUAAAGAAAGCCGUUUACACCACCACAAUGUCUGGGCAUGCAGUGCACAUGGCUUAGAGGCAAGGGAGCAAUUGUGAAGUGGAAUUAAUUUAUUUUUUAGUGCUUAGGAAGAUCACUCCGUUGAGGACAAGGGGCCACGACCGAGUACAGGGCUGCCCCACAAUGUGUUGCUCCAGAUUUUAUCAGAAGCCAAGCUGGUAAAUAAUUGCUGGCAAAAGCAGUGUAUGUUUCACCAUGAGAUGGAAGGUAAAUGUCAACUUUGUUUGAUAGUCAUAAAUGGUGGCAAUAAAUAGAACAAACAUGAGCUAUGGGAUGAUAUUUAUAAAGCUUGCCUUGAAAUAUGCCCCCUGCGUGCAAAGAAUAGCAGACUUUUUAUUUGUUCCCUCCUGUCUCCACCCCUCCCUCCCUGUUUUUUUAAAAAAUAUUUAUUUAUGGUUUUCAGUUAUAACAAAAAAGAAAACAUUUCACAAAUCAUUCAACAGUAAUUCUGUCAUUUUAAAUCUUGACUUCUCUCCCCCUCUUUCUGCGGUUCCUUAAAAUUGUUUUUGUCUUUCCCUGUGUAUCCCAAAUUAUUUUAUUUUUUAUCUGCUACUUUUGAGAAACUGCAAGCUUUUACAAUAGUCCCGCUAAUGUCUUGAUCUGUGUGCGAUUUGUUCGUAGGUAUUCAAUAAACCAUUUCUUAAUAAAAAGUUUGUUAUUUCCCUCCCUAUGUGUCAGAGCAGGGGUUCCCUAUGUAUGCCAUGGUACCUGAGAAGGUCUUCAUUGGCACCCCCAGGCAGAGGCCCCAGACUCCAAACAUUCAUUUUUUUAAAGUCUCCAGAUUUCCUGUAAAGAAAGCUGUGAAGCAAAAUAUGCCCAUAUCCUUCUAAGUGAUGUCUGCUAAACUCCUGUCAGUGUUUUCAGCCAAUGAGUGAGUCAGAGCUGUGAGUGAUGAGUGACUUGUUGGAACACAGGGCAUUAGGAAUCCCUGGCGUCCUAAAGAGCUGCUGUUUUCUCCUCCCUUUUCAUGCACUUUUCCUGCUUCUGCCUUGUAUUCUGGCUCUUCGAAUCUCUGUAGCCUGUCUCUUUCCGUUAUCAAGCAGGAUGCGUCUUUCUUGUGGUAGGUUCUUCUGAGUUCAGAUAUAAUAAUAAUAAUUUGUACCCUGCCCAUCUGACUGGGUUGCCCCAGCCACUCUGGGUAGCUUCCAGCAUAUAUAAAAACAUGGUAAAACAUUAAACCUUAAAAAGCUUCCCUAUACAGGGCUGCCUUUAGAUGUUUCUUAAAUGUUAUAUAAUUACUCGUCUCCUUAGCAUCUGAUGGGAGGGUGUUCCACAGGGCGGGCGCCACUACUGAGAAGGCCUUCUGCCUGGUUCCCUGUAGCUUCACUACUCACAGUGAGGGAACCACCAGAAGGCCCUCAGCGCUGGACCUCAGUGUCCAGGCUGAACGAUGGGGUGGAGACGCUCCUUCAGGUAUACUGGGCCAAUACCGUUUAGGGCUUUAAAGGUCAGCACCAACACUUUGAAUUGUGCUCAGAAACGUACUGGAAGCCAUUGUGGAACUUUGGGACCGGUGUUACGUGGUCUCGGCAGUUGCUCCCAGUCACCAGUCUGGUGCUGCAUUCUGGUUUAAUUGUAGUUUCCAAGUCACCUUCAAAGGUAGCCCCACGUGGAGUGCAUUGCAGUAGUCCAAGCGGGAGAUAACCAGAGCAUGCACCACUCUGGCGAGACAGUCCGCGGACAGGUAGGGUCUCAGCCUGCGUACCAGAUGGAGCUGGUAGACAGCUGCCCUGGACACAGAAUUGACCUGUGCCUCCAUGGACAGCUGUGAGUCCAAACUGACUCACAGGCUACAUGGUUAUUUUCUCCAAAUACUGUUACAAAAGAUGGAUGGAUGGAUGUUUAAGAAUGUUCCCCCAUCUCAUGUGAAAACAAAAAGGCUUGGGCAUGUCUCCUACUGUGCAGGAGCUAAAACCAAUUGUACCAUAUGGUUGACUUGCAUCACAAUUGUAUACAUGUCUACUCAGAAGUAAGUCUCUUCGUGUUUAAUGGGGCUUACUCCCAUGUAAGAGAACAUAGGAUGGCAGUCUAUGUUUUGGUUUAAGGUUUGGCAUUGGAAGGGAGGGUUCUUGCGUGUAUUUAAGAGCUCUAUGGCGGGCAGAAAUUCAAUAGGUUUAACCUUUCCUAGUAUGAAAAUACAGUUAUAGGACCCAAUUCAUGAAAAUACAAUUAUGCACCCACUUCAUGGAAGCCAUUUUGCGACUGGCACCCACAGUAUUUCAAAAUGUGCCCGCUGGUCCAAAAGGUUUGGUAACCCUUUUGUUAGAGGAUCCUGAAUUCAGUUUUAAGAGAAAUGUUGGAUUUAGCAUAUUUAUACUAAACCCAGAUUUUAUUUUAGACCAGAUAAUGAACAUAAUGAAUAUAUGUUUAUAUAAUGAAUAUCCCUUAAAAUCACUUGGCUUAACUCAUUAUUUCAAUAUGCUUUUUAUGGCUUUUAUCUGCUGCUUAUAUAAAAAAUUUUUUUAUAGUAUCCUGAUAACCUGCACGAAGUUUUGUGUGGCUCCCAGAUGGGGCCUGGAGUUUAGUUUAUUUAUAGCAACUUCAGAAGAAACAGUGCCUGCCUCAAGGUGGCUGCUUCCUCACUAAGAAACACUUAAUAUAUCUACUCUGAUUCUCUUGUUUUCAACCAGGCUGUGUAUUGUUCCCCAUAAAAUCCAGGGUGAUCAUUCCUGCUUUGUAAAAGCUCCCCAGCUGGGUCAGGUUGUUCUUACUCCAUGAUCUGCCUUCAAAGCCCUUGAGGGCUUCCCAGCCUUUAUUAGCAGAGAAUUGUGUGUCUUUCACACCUUUGACAAAUUGACCAUGGAGGAGUUGGCUAAAUCGUAUCACAAUAUAAGUUUUCAAAGGGAGCACACAGAACAACAUGUUCCUCAGCAAGCAAAUUUAGCCCUUCAGCUUUGUUGCGGCCUCAAAUAUUGUUGUGUCCUCAAAAGAACCAGUAGCUUUAUUUGCAUGGCAUGACAGUGUUCAGCUGAAUUUCUGGUGACUGGGCAAAACAGAGAGCACAGCUGUUGCAACAGGAGAACAGGCCUGUUAGCAGGAUGCUGAGGCUUACCUGUACUUUGGUACCAACUCUAGCUGCUUUAUGUAAAUUUGUACGGUGAGAAGAGCCUGUCUUUGCUUGAGAAGUUUGGAGGAGCAAGUCAGUUGCUAGCUUUCUGCAACUCGGCUUUUGCUUUCCUGUAGUUGAUGCAAUAGGUUGUUGUGAGUUUCUUAAGCGCAUCCCACACGCUUCUUUCUGUGCACUUAAUAGCAUCUCAUGUAGCAUCCUGACCUGAAACCUCCUCACCUGCCAUUGUGCCUCAAGCUCUACUGACCUCCUCACCCCUGCCAACCAGCCAACUUCCUGAGUCCCUUAAUCUUUCCUCCUAGUAUUUAAAUGGCAUAUUUGUCUGGUCUGCAGUUGGUGAGAUUCCAGUGUGGGUGAAAAAUAGCAGGGGAUGGGUGGAGAAGAGAAUGCAUUUACUACUGACUUCCUCCCUGCCUUUGAAAACAGGGAUCAGAGAGAAUGGAGGAAGUUGAACUCUUCCCUUGGAAAAGUCUUAGACAUUCCUGGUCUUCUCCACCUGGGAUUAAAAAGUACAGGUGGGGAACUGAAAAGUGUUUGCAAGCAGAUGUGCCUGGAGAAGGUGGGAAUCUUGAACUGGCUUCAGUGAUCCAACAAAAUGACUUGGUGUUAAAAACUACCGUAUUUUUUGCUCUAUAGGACGCACUGGACCAUAGGAGGGGGAGAACAGGAAAAAAAAAAUUCUCCCCCUCUCUGCUCAGUGCCCCUUCAGCGAAGCGACAGGAGAAAUGGAGCACCUUCCAUUUCUCCCCCCGCUUCGCUGAAGGGGCGCUGCGCAGAGAGGGAAAACUGUGCAGCGCCUCUCCAGCGAGCGAAGCCUGGAGAGCAAGAGGGAUCAGUGUGCACCGACCCCUCCCUCUCUCCAGGCGGCUAUCUGCAAGCCUUCAGAGUGCAGCGGGAACUCCUGCUGCGCUCUGAAGGCUUGCGGAUAGCUGCCUGAAGCCCCCGGAGCGCUGCGGAAGUUCCCACUGCACUCCGGGGGCUUCAGGCGGCUUCAGCGAAAGCAACGCGAAGCCUCCGGAGCGCGGGAAGAGCUCUCCCUCUGCGCUUCGGAGGCUUCCUGUUGCUAUCGCUGAAGCCAAGGAACCUGUAUUCGCUCCAUAGGACGCACACACAUUUCCCCUUCAUUUUUGGAGAGGGAAAAGUGCGUCCUAUAGAGCGAAAAAUAUGGUAAGUUUUAUCUGACUGCCUGUUGGCCUCUUGUCUUUUUUGGAUAUUGCCCAAAGGCACAGAUUUAGUCACCAUGCUUACAGAAUCAUAUAAUUGUAGAGUUGGAAGGGAUCACAAGGGUCAUCCAGUCUAACCACCUGCAAUGCGGGAAUCUCUUUCCCCAAUGUGGGGCUUGAACCCACAACCCUGAGAUUAAAGAGUAUUGUGUUCUAUUGACUGAGCUGUUUUAGUUUUCACAAUAAUGUAGUUAAAUUUCUAUACUAAAAGCAUUGCAGAGUCUGUGCCAAGAAAUACAUAUUCUGUAACUGGAAUAAAUGCUGGAAAUCUGAAUGCAUCUGCAUGCAGUUACAUAAUUAGCAUGCUUUAUGCUUCCACAUUUUUUUUAAAAAAAAUCAAAAUAUCACUCUUGAGUCAGUGCACAGCCUAGAAGAGGAGAGGCAGUUUAGGGGCUUCAUUUCUCUUGAUUAGGGUUUUUCCCCCUGUGCUUAAUACUAUCCUCUAACAUGGUAGAGUUGCAACCUUUACAUUUCCCAAUGUUUUUAAACGUCAGAGCCCCAGCAUGGAUGCAGACUGAAACAUCUCCCUUUGUUCCCUAUUGCGGUCUGUGUGUAACUGAUCCCCAUUUCUACACAAUGAAAGUGAUACUUCCACGUAAGCGCUUUCCUGAGCCUGCUUACAUGAUAAGGAGUCCCAGGGUCAUCAGAGAGGCUAGGUAACUGAGAGUUAUCUCAAAUCAAGGGCUUCACCUCUGACUGUGUGUUUACAAAGAGGGCACAUUCUGACAUGAACAUACAACUGAGAGGAUAAGUCGGCCUGCCAUUAACACCUUCCGACAUGUGUCCUUGGCCGGCCAUCAUCAUCCCUGUGCUAGAUGGCUGUUUCCCACAGUAACCUAUUCUGACUCUGUCAGUAUACAUGAUGGGAAAUGUAAAAUGGCUGCUUGAGUGAUUGCUUCCUUGGAUUCAUCUGUGAAUUCUUUACAUUUGGAUAAAGCAAGGUGACUGCUGUCCUUUUCGACUGCUCUCCUUGGACAGAUGUUGCAACUCUUUGAUCCUUCAGAAGAAGCCAGUCUCUUGUAUCUGUUCCUCCUGUUUGUCUGCCUUUUCCCUCCUUAUCUCAUGCGCAGCCACCUGCGGGAAGCCAUACAGCAGAUUCAAGCAGCUCGAUUCCCGUUAACAAAAGUACAGUGGUACCCCGCAAGACGAACGCCUCGCAAGACGGAAAACCCGCUAGACGAAAGGGUUUUCCGUUUUGGAGGCGCUCAUAAAGCGAAUUUCCCUAUGGGCUUGCUUCGCAAGACGACAGCCCAUAGGGAAAUCUCAGGGACAGCGGGGAAGCGCAGCGCGUCUUCCCCACUGUCCUCGGACCUCCUCCGAAGCCUGGCGGCGGGGCGGGGACACCUCCUCCCGCCGCCGCCGGGCUCGGAAGGCUCCUCCGAGCCGGGCGGGGGAGGGAACACCUGCCGCCGCCGCCCGGCCCGGAGCGGUGCUCCGAGCCGGGCGGGGGGAGGGAAGACCUCCGCCUCUGCCCGGCUCGGAGCGGUGCUCCGAGCCGGGCGGUGGGGAGGAAGACCUCCCCGCCGCCCGGCUCGGGACGGUGCUCCGAGCCGGGCGGGGGGAGGGAAGACCUCCCGCCGCCGCCCGGCCGGAACGGUGCUCCGAGCCGGGCGGGGGAGGGAAGACCUUCUGAAGGCGGGCGGGGGCGAAGUCUUUGCUCCCCCUGCCUGCCUGUCCCGGAGGGCUUUUGAAGGCGGGGGAGCAAGACUUCGCCCCCGCCCGCCUUCAGAAGAGGUCCAGGACCUCUUCUGAAGGCUGGCGGGGGCAAAGUCUUUGUCCCCUGCCUGCCUUCCCAGGGGCUUUAAAUUGCCCCGGACAGCGGAGAAGUCCUCCGCUGUCCCGGGGUGAUUUUAAAAUGCCGCCCGCCAGCAUUUUAAGAUCGCCCGGACAGCGGAGAAGUCCUCCGCUGUCCCGGGGUUUUAAAAUGCUGGGGGUGGGAAGAAAAGCCCUUGCCCCCAGCCUUCAGAAGAGGUCCGGGGACAGACUGUCCCCGGACCUGGUCUGAAGGCGGUUUCCCUAGGAACGCAUUAAUUGAUUUUCAAUGCAUUCCUAUGGGAAACCGUGCAUCGCAAGACGAAAAACUCGCAAGACGAAGAGACUUGCGGAACGAAUUAAUUUCGUCUUGCGAGGCACCACUGUAGUUCUCCUUGCAUUGGGUGUUUGCAAAGCUUGGCAUGGGUCCCAGGGUGGUUGAAUAAACAAUUUAAGCUGGAGCAGGUUAGUUUUUACUUUCUGAUCAAGGACACGAAAUGUAUGAGGGUGUGAGUGGUAGGUUUCCAUUGUCUUAAUUCAGAAUGUUCUGUAUAAAUAACAUCUCAUUGGGCUUAUUUGCCUGAGCUGUGUUCACAGGGUGUGUUAAAGCUGCACUCGCAAGGUUAGAUUUUUGGUUUAGUGUGUUCUUACACAGUAAAUUAUGAAUGUUGCAGGUUUGAGAGGCCUAGCUUUAAAAUAUCUGCGGCCCCUGUGCUUCCCAAUCCUGGUGCUUAUUCAUAGAAGCAUAGAAUUGUAGAGUUAGAAGGGACCCUGAGGAUCAUCUACUCCAACCCCCUCUUGGGCUUGCCGAUCAGAAGGUUGGCGGUUCGAAUCCCCGAGACAGAGUGAGCUCCCGUUGCUCUGUCCCUAGCAGUUCGAAAGCACACCAGUGCAAGUAGAUACACAGGUACCGCUGUGACGAGAAAGUAAAUGGCGUUUCUGUGCACUCUGGUUUCCAUCACGGUGUCCCGUUACACCAGAAGCGAUUUAGUCAUGCUGGCCACAUGAUCCGGAAAGCUGUCUGUGGACAAACGCUGGCCCCCUCAGCCUGAAAGCGAGAUGAGCACCGCAACCCCAUCGUUUCCUUUGACUGGACUUAACCGUCCAGGUUAAACAAUUCUGUUAUUAAUUUCAGUUACCCAUGAUAAACACAGGGGAAUAAAUCAGGUUUUUGGAUUAAACCCCAAAAGGCACAGAGACUGCUGAGAUGUUUGGGCAGGGUUUUUUUUGGGGGGGGGGGAAGAGGCUGGUUACAGAGGAAACACUAACAUCUUGGAAGCAGGAACAUCUGGCUUGGCAACGAAGUGGAGCUUUUGAAUGUUGAGCUCCCUCCCCACGCUCUAAAGUUAUUGUCGCUAUUGAAGACUGAAGGUGGAGUUAGGCCCAAGGCCUGAAACUGAGCCAGCCUGCCUGAAUCCCUCUCUCAAAAGUCACGUGACUGCACAGCAGAGAGAACGGAGUCCUUGUGCUGGAGAUCCCGUUUUCUGUAGGGACUUGUCUGGCUCAGCCAUUCUCUUGUCCCUUUGCAUCACUCAAGAGAGCUGCGUUAUCCUAGUGAGAUUAGUGCCACAAGGCAAGGAGCCAACGCCGUUUCCCUCAGAGUGUUGUUUUAUUGAGCUUGUGCAUUCUGCAACGUGUUCUCGACACAACAUAAUGGUGCAUUUAAGGUGGGUUCGUUCUGCUUUCUUAGUUCUGCUAUGCUUUUCCCCCAGUGCUGCUCCAUUAGAGGGCUCAACAAUGUAUGUAGCUCAACAAAAGUGAGAUGAGAAAUACUCAGAACAUUUGUGGUGUGGGGAAAAAGUUGCAGGAUUUCAGCAGAAGAAAUGCCCUGACAGGAAAUGAAGCAGUGUGACAACCCCAGAAAAUUUGCAGGUGCAAAUAGUAUUGAAAAAGGGAUUGCUUAUGACUCGUCUGAUAGCAUUAUAAGCACAACUCAUUAAUGCACAAUAGAAAGGAGGGGCUGUAGGAGGUUACCAUCCUGGCAGGGGAUUGUGAUAGUCUAAACAACCUAUAUGCCAUUCGAGGAAGAACUAUCCUAGAUAAGCCUUGCUGUGACGCAAGCAAACAAUUGAGAUGUGUGCUCUGUGCAUUUAACCUGUGUGCUUGAGGAGCCGGGAGUAUGCAUGAGGACAGAAACACUAAACGAUUCUGGGUCUUGAUAGUAGGUGGUUUCGAGCCAGGUGAAGCCAUGUCUAGCCACUCUGGACAAUAGUGAUUAAUACUCUGUUCUUUCAAUAAGUUAUUGGGGUGGCUUGCAAUAAAAUAUUGAAGUACAAUACAACAAUGUAAUAUCCUAAAAAGCACUGUAAAGAAAUAUUUACAAGCCAAAAUGGACUGUCAGGGGCACCACAAAAUACCCGUUUCACAGAAGAAAAGCUGACAAUGCUCAGAACCCCUCGCUGCAAAAAACAGACAAAAUACCUAUGAAACAAAUAAAGCACACAGAAAUACCAGACCCUCCACUACGAAACAAUCAAAAAUAUCCCUCUCAGUGUUUUUUAACUGAGAGUAGCAGGUGUCCUUUGUGGGUGUCAGAGGGGGGUGUCUGCUGGAACCCUGGGUGUCACAUUGGGGAAUCCUAGGCAUGGGGUUUCCUAGAAUGAAGGAAAGGUUCUUGUGCAUGAAAUGUUAGUGCUUAUCUAGAUUUAAAAUAGCCUUUCAACCGUCUGAAUUGUGCCUUUACUAGCAAUGAUGACUAUUUUGGCUUAAAAUCCUUGUCAAAGAUCAGCCUUGUCAGCAAGGUCUCUCUUGGAGAGCUCAAUUUUUCCAGAGAAGCCCUUUAAUCAAAAGUCAAUAUGUACCCGGAAAUAAAAAGGGAAGAACAGAAGACGAAGUGGACUCUGCAGUGGAAGGUCAAGUGGGUCAUCCAUUCUUUGGGUGACGUGUUGCAAAACAUUCUAGGAAAGCAGGAGGGUAGCAGCACCCAGCAAAUAGAGAUCAAAUGAAAGGAAACCCAGAUAAGAGAGAAGUACUGUUGGCUCGCCAGGAAUUUUGGCUAGUAUCAAAAAGCGGUAUUCAUUCUACUUUGGAUGGGGCUGUACUGCCCUCGUAGGAGCAAGUGUGCAGCUUGGCCCAUACACUUGGACCCUGGUGAUUUUUAUCAGCUUUGGUUGAUUCAACAACUUAGUUCUUUCUUGAAGACAUGCUUAGCAUUAGUUAUCUAUGUUUUGUUUACUCCCAGACUAGACUUAUGCAAUGUGUUCUUCGUGAGGCUGCCUUUUAAACACUUUUCGGAAGUGUAAAGGUAAAGGUAAAGGUAAAGGGAACCCUGACCGUUAGGUCCAGUCGUGACCGACUCUGGGGUUGCGGCGCUCAUCUCGCUUUACUGGCCGAGGGAGCCGGCGUACAGCUUCCGGGUCAUGUGGCCAGCAUGACUAAGCCGCUUCUGGCGAACCAGAGCAGCGCACGGAAACGCCGUUUACCUUCCCGCCAGAGUGGUACCUAUUUAUCUACUUGCACUUCGACGUGCUUUCGAACUGCUAGGUUGGCAGGAGCAGGGACCGAGCAACAGGAGCUCACCUCGUCGCGGGGAUUAGAACCGCCGACCUUCUUCCGGGUUUUGCCGCACGCGCAUGUGCAGAAGCGCUCAAUCGCACCUGUAAAAAUUCUGUUUGAAAUUCAGCUGUGUAUGGUCUCUGCCCAUGGCCUGACAUUUGUAUGUGGGCCCUGCACGAGCAAUGCUGAAGGCUUGUGCAUCAAUACAAACGUGUUUAACAGCUGAAACUUGCAGUAGAGUGCAUUAAAAAGCAUUAUGGAACAUGUGACUUUGUGGCUUUGUGUAAUCGGUGAUGGACAGGAUGCAGGCAGCCUCAUCAGUGCCAGAUGGCAACCGCAAACCCAGUGGUUGCAAGAAUUGGCCCUUUUGCUAUUCUGCUGUCACUGGCAGGCAGGAAGUUAAGUGGGCAGGUAUGAUUACCAUAGUGUUCUGCACUGAGGCUGCUGAUAGCCUGCUCACUGGCGGAAGCUGCCUUCCCACCUGUCUUUAGCAAGUAACCACAAUGCAAGUUUAUGUUGCUUUCCUUCCUUUAAUAAAUUAAACUUUGUGUGUGCUGGCAGGCACAUUCCUGCCCAAAUAGUUCUUCCUGCUAACAGUGCAAGAAUUGUGCAGAGAGGCUACCUUUUUUGUCCACAGCCCCUGUACCCAGGAGUAAGUCUCACUGACUUCAGUGGUGACUCAUGGAUAGGAUUGAGCUGCCUGUGCCAUGCAGUGCUUGGGUGUAAGAGGGGAACAGGACAGGUUGGACGGAGCCUAGCCUAGCCAUAAGGCGCAGCUGUGAGCUAGGGAAAGUUAACUGUGCAUUGCUCUCCUUAACAUUCUUCCACUGAAGAAACUUUGGGUGGAGGUGGGAUACUGAGUUGGGCAAGUCCCCACCCCCAUUAUGCACAAAAUGGCAUUGCACAAGUCUAAUAGUGACAUUUAAAAAUCUUUUGUUUGUUUGUUUGUUUGUUUGUUUGUUUGUUUCAAAGAGAUGUUUAAUCUGCAGGUAAAGGUAAAGGGACCCCUGACCAUUAGGUCCAGUCGCAGACAACUCUGGGGUUGCGGUGCUCAUCUCGCUUUACUGGCCGAGGGAGCUGGCGUACAGCUUCCGGGUCAUGUGGCCAGCAUGACUAAGCCGCUUCUGGCGAAACCAAAGCAGUGCAUGGAAAUGCUGUUUACCUUCCCGCCAGAGCGGUACCUAUUUAUCUACUUGCACUUUGAUGUGCUUUCGAACUGCUAGGUGGGCAGGAGCAGGGACCAAACAACGGGAGCUCACCCCGUUGUGGGGAUUUGAACCGCCGACCUUCUGAUUGGCAAGCCCUAGGCUCUGUGGUUUAACCCACAGCGCCACCCGCAUCUGCAGGUACUGGCUGCUAAAUGCUGUAUUUGAAAUUCCGACUAAGCAUCAAGAAGAACUUUUGGACAGUAAGAGCUGUUUGACAGUGGAGCAGACUUCCACAAGAGGUGGUAGAUUCUCUUUCCUUGUAGGUUUCAAAGCAGAGGUUGGAUGGGCACCUGUCAUGUAUGAUCUAGUUCAGAUUCCUGCAUUGCAGAGGGUUGGACUAGAUGACUCUUGGGGUCCCUUCUAACCCUUCAGUUCUACGAUUCUGUGGGUUAAGGGGGCAGGAGAUGCUGCCUCCCAAGAUCAAAGGUAAUAUACCCUGCUAAACUUUGCAUCCUUAGGUCCUGCUUCUUUCCAUCCCUUUCAUUUCAUCUGAUUCCAGAGUCCUCAAUAAAUUGCAUGGUAGUGAAUGCAAGUCAACCAUUUAGGUCACUAUUCUGCUUGUAACCAAGUUUGACUAGGGGUUAUGGGACAGCAACCCACAAUGAAGAUAAGGCUGAAAGCUCUGCACGAAGCUGUUUUUCUGGUUUAAUGUGUUUAGCCUUAGACGUUGCAGUCUGAAGCUGCCCAGAGUUUCUUGCGCUAGCUGGCUCAUGGAUGGUUUUGGCUUGGAUAACCCAGCUCCAGAUGCCCCAUGCCUGCAAGCCCUGGCGACUGCCUGCUUUCCUUCAUUGUAAAACAAUGGCUCCAAAGCAGUAAAUGGAGACUAAACAGAGCCAGGUUCAAGCUGUAAACAUUCCUCCCCGUGGCCCAGUGUCAUCCCUCAGUUUUUCCAUUAGCACUGCUUUUAGGGAUUGCUCACCUUUGCAUUCCCAUGCAAAUUGAGAUCAUGUGCAAUUUGUAGUUGCGCUGUCAAGGGAGUGACUUCCUAAGUGCUUGGGUUUUUUUAAUAUAAAUACUUGAGGCUUGUACAAAAUGGCACAGAGCUGGAAAAAGUUGGGAAGGUGAUUGAUGGCCCCUGUGUCAAGCAGAGUAAUGGCUGUCUUCUUGCUGAAAACCAGUGGCGUACAUUUAAAUCCCAACUUGCAAAGGCAUGUUGGGUGGCCUUUGCCAGCCCGCUAUAAUGGGCUCCUUGCCUCAGUUCCUCACUUGGAAAAUCAGAGGCAUUGUGGCCUACAUAACCCAGAUGAGAAUUAAGCGGUUCUGUUGUAAAUAACUACAUGCAAGGGUAGAGCUGUAGCUCAGGGAUAGAGCACAUGCAUUGCAUACAGAAGGGAUCUGUUUCAACCCCUGGCGUCGCUUUUCUGAAACUUUGGAGAGCUGCUGCCAGUCAGUGCAGACCAGCCUUCCUUAACUGGUUGCCCUGCAGGUGUUGCUGGACUCAAACUCCUACCAGCAUGGCUAAUGGUCAGUUAAGUUGGGAGCUGUAGUCCCAACAGCAUGUGGAGGGUUGGGGAAGGCUAAAGUAUAUGAUGCAUAUACUUUAGGUGGACCAUUGUUCUGUAUGCACCCAAUACCUUGAAACACCCAAAGCACAUUCUUGCCCUAAAAGAAUUCUAGGUGCUGUAGUUUGUUACAGGUUGCUGAGAAUUGUGACUCAGGGGUAAACUACACUUCCCAUAAAUCUUUGAUGGGAGAAGCAUAUGCUUAGGAAUGUGAUUUCAAAGCUGCAGGGUAUACACAGCAGUGGAAUGCCUUAUUCAGUUCAAGCGUGUUAAAACAAAAGAGAUUGUCUUGGCAUUUGCUAAAACUCUUCUGGGAAACGGAUCAUCUGCCUUGUCGCUUUGGGAAUCCCCAGUUUUGCUUUUCUUUUCAUGAAGGCAAUAGCUGUGCUUGGCCUUUGCAAUGCAACUUUGCAUGGCACUUCCCAAAUGCCCAGCAGCCAGCUCGGCUGUUGGGAAACACUGUGGCUUUGCAAGCCCUGGGCUCUGUGCUUCCCAAGGGCCAAGCAGAGUGUAAUAGUGUUCCACACAGAGAACUCUAAUCUGCAGAUGCUCUCUACCUGCCUGAAGCUAGCAUCACAUAUGACAUCAAGUUUGGGGCAACUGCCUGUGCUUUUGAGGAAGCUGCACCACGGGCCAACUUGGAGAUCUGUGCUGGGCCAAAUUUGGGCUGGGGGCUCCUCGCCUCUGCUCUAAGCACUGCAAUACAUUGCUUGCAUUGGAUUUAUUUUAAUAUGAGGCAUGUUUAGAUUAUUUUGCCUGCUUGGCUCUGAGAGACCAGACUAUAAAUAAAAGGGGAACGUCGAUUGACAGAAUUAUUUGUGUGCAUGCUCACAUUAGCACCCUUAGACACAAAUUCGCACACUGUUUUGCCCUUGGACUCUUAGAGCCAACCUACCCACUAUAUAGAAUUGAGUAGCAGAAUUCUGGAAACCUGCUGGUGUAGGUGGGGGGGAAAUAUUCAGAGCCCUGUUUUGUUUUGUUUUGUUUUGUUUUUGUGAGGCGGUGGUGGUGCUAUUUCAAAGGAGGAAUGUUUCAGGGGUGUGUGUAUAUACCGUAUUUAUCUGCAUGUGCCUGCUUUUGUGGGGUUUUGUACUGUACACAUGUCUGUGCUAGCAGGACACGGUGCACCUGGGAGUAGGUAUCGUAAAGGAACUGCCUGCCAAUUCUUUAUAAAAACCUUCAGGCCUUUCCUUAUGGCCAUGCCAAAAAGCUGCAAUUGGUUGCAUAGCUAAAGUUCUUGCUAUAACUAGCAUAGACAGAAUGUGGCACAGAACACAUUUUCUUAAACGCAAAAAUCUGUGGGGGUUUUUCCUCUGGAAUUUCUUCCGAAAUGCAUUGGUGCUAAAUGGAGAUGAGGUGCUUUUCUUAUAGGCUGCCCCCUGCGAUGGUGAGAAACGGAGUUAAGGAAGUAGUAGAGGGUGGAACAUGAGAAUGUCUUGAGUGCAGAAGCAAGGGAAGGAGGGUGCCAGCUGCACCGACAGCCAUGUGUUUUGUGCAUGGGGCAGAGGGGUGGAGGCAUACAGGCAAGGGAAGAGCUUGGUUCAGCUGCCGAACCAUUCCCAUAAUUUAGCUAAACUUCAAAAAAGGUACACAGUAGAAAUGAAAGUGUAUUUUUUUUUCCAACUGAGCUGCUAGAAAGUUGUCUCUGGUUUCUGAGCUGGGUAGUUGUAAUGAGUGAUGUUGAAAAGGGGGGAGGAAAGCAGGAGGAGAGAGAUAGAAGGCUCAUUCCUUUUUAUUGGAAACCAUAGACUAAACAAAUGCAUGGUGACAAUUCUGCAUUGUGUGCAAGCUGUACUUUGCAAUCCAGCCCUGGGAAAUAUGGAGAAAAGAGGCUUCUGAACUCAUCCCUGAUGAGCUUGCGUUCUGGGAGGCGGAGGAGGAGGAGAGUUAUGAGAAGAAUGUCUUCUCUUUUUUUAAGGAGCUGCAGGGGAGGCGGGAUUAGGGGUUUCUUUCACAGCCAUAACUGAAAACAGUAAAGCUGUUUGAUAUCCAGUGCCCAGAUUCUCAUUGCAAGGGCCAUUUUAAACAGGGCUGUUUCUUGCAUAGGAGGGCACUUCAGAUCUUUCUGUUGGUAGAGUUCUUGCAACAGAAAAGGUAUGCCAGGGGCAUGUUUGAGGAAAAUGGCUUGAGAGCCAGCGUGGUGUAGUGGUUAAGAGCGGUGGACUCAUAAUCUGGUGAACCGGGUUCGCUUCCUCGCUGCUCCACAUGCAGCUGCUGGGUGACCUUGGGCCAGUCACACUUCUCUGAAGUCCCUCAGCCUCACUCACCUCACAGAGUGUUUGUUGUGGGGGAGGAAGGGAAAGGAGUUUGCCGCUUUGAGACUCCUUAAGGGGAGUAAAAGGUGGGAUAUCAAGUCUAAACUCUUCUUCUUCUUCUUCUUCUUCUUCUUCUUCUUCUUCUUCUUCUUCUUCAAAUGUAUCUUGAUAGAAUGCUGGUUCCACAGCCUUCAGGCCUUUUUAGCAGAACUAGUUCCCAGAGAUCGAUCCAGAGAUGUCCAUCAUUCUUGAGGGCUGUCCAAAUAUCCCCCAAGCCAUGCCUCUUGCCAACAAGUCUGGAUGAUAGCAAUAGAAAGGUCUGUCUGGGAUGUGAAAAGUGAAAGCAGCCCCCUGCUUUCCUUGCCACUUUGAUUUCCGCAGAAGGGAAAAUUGUGGAAGGUGGUGGAAUCUUGGAGAAAAGUCUGCUCUUGAGUAGGCCUGGGUGAUAGAGCAAUAUAUCGCCCAGAAUCGCUAUGAGGGGCUAAUCAUGAUGGUGGUUUCACUCGGCAAUAUAUCACUGGUGAAGCCGUCGCCACUCAUGAGUCCCUCCAGCACCCAGUGCAGAGGGAGAAACAGGCUGCGUUGGUGAGGCUGCAUACAGCUUGUUCCUUCCUCCAUGUCUUUAAAAUGCUUGGCUGAGGAGAGCACAGCUGCCCUCACCUCAUCCAAGCAGUUUUCUGGAGCUCUAGACUUGCCACUGGCUUGCUGGCAAAGGAGCCCUGCUAACGGAGGCUGUCAGGCUCCAUUGCAGGGCUCCCUCCAUCUUGGGGAGUGGUCUGGCUUGCUCAGCUGUCGGGCGGGAUCCUCCCUGCCCCAGCUGAGCAGCGGGCUUGGGCAUUGGCCCUGACCUGCAAGGCAGUGGGGUGAAAGGGUCCCAGCUCCCACGGUGAGAGCUGUGGCAGUUUCACCCAGCAACUCAAGGGCCAGGACCAACGCAGCUUUUUUCAACAUAAUGGUAUAUCGCCAAACCACAAUGUUUGGCUGGUGAUACACUGCGAUGUUGAAAACCUAAUAUCGUCCAGCCCUGCUCUUGGCUUGCAUUAAAAAGUGCUUGUAACCGGGGGCAUUUUCUCUUAUCGAGCUGAUUCUUACUCUUAUUUAAAGUAACAGCACGUGAGCCAUUGGGAAUUUAAAAGUGGGGACCCUAGAGGCAAGUGACUGCCAACUAAAAUAGCCGGUUUAUUGAGAGAGGAGUGAUGGCAUACUGUCUUCUGUGGUCCUUUGAGAAACAAAGGACCAGAUCUCUAGGAGGAUUCCACUCACCCCCUUGAUGGUUGCCAACGUGGGACUCCCAAUACAUUCCUCCAUCUUUCUGUCUGAUGGAUGAUGUGCAAUUCUUGUACUCUGUUUGCUACCCUUGGUGGUGUGUUGGUGCAGUGAUCUUCUGUUUUCUGUCUAUUUGUCCUUACGUCAGACUUCCCAGAACUUUCUCCUUUAUGCAUUCUGUGAUGAAAUGUUUUCUUAAGAUUUGAACCAUAAUUGGGAAACGAAGUCAAGCGGGUUCUUUCACUGGAGGAAGGGGGAUGACCUGAUCCUCCCUUGCCGUACUUCCUUUCCCCAAACCCACUCAUCAUAAACAGAGUUCUUCCAGCAACAGGAUCCACAGGGUGCCUCCUUGAGCAGUAGGUUCGCAGGAAAAGUUUGGACGGGGUUAGGAAAGAGACACUGCAGCUCUAAAUCAUAGCUACAACCCACCCUGCCUCCUUGCAUACCAAACAAGCUGUUCUGGCAAAUGCAAAUCUUAAAACUUGGGGUUUUGUUCAAAACCCCCAGCAUGCAUCAGAGGCUGCAGUAUAAUUUGAGGAAUGUUUGUGUGUUUCGUCAUCUGGCAAGCAAUGCAUGAGAAGAUUUGCUCCCGGCCAAGUCUGUGGAGGACACAUGUUUGCCGGGUCAGUGUGCCAUCAUGGCUAAAGCUUCUGAGACAAGUUUGUGUGCUGUAAAUGGCUGAGGAAUUGGGUGUUUCAGCACGUGUCAAUAUCUAUCCUAAGGAGAAAAUUCCAAAGGAAGGUCCAUCUGCUUAUAUUCUGUGAAUUCCUGGAACAGGCGUGAAUACCCUGUGACAGCUCUCUAGGUGUUGCUGGACUCUCCUCAUUACCUGACCAUUGGCCACGUCAGCUGGAGCUGAUGGAAGUCUUGCAAUAUCUGAAGGAGUCCACAGGUCCCCCAUCCCUCUUUCUUCUUCAAGAGUAAGGGGCAGCUCUUUAAACUGAAGCUUGCCCUCAACUCCUGUACCACAUUUCUGACAUGAUGGUCCACAUGUGUUUCCCAGCAAUGAAAAAAGUCACUUAAAAGUCUCCUCCCACAGUGUAUUUAGUAUAGAGCUUUCACAUUCUUAAAUCUGAUAAUGAAUAGCAGCAUUGGUUUCUCGCUCAUAUAAAAUACCAAAGCGGCUUGCAGAAGAAAUUCUAACAUCAACCUGGAAACUUUUAGCGGGAAGAGUUCCUUUCUCUCCUACCCAGAAUGAUCUAGUCUUUCUUUUCUGUUCCUUUGCGUAGGAAGAUAAUUGUCAGGUUGUUCUAAAAUCGUUUCUAACAUUGUGUUUUUAUGCUGAAUCCUGCCCUGGGAUCAUCGGGUGAAGGCGGGCAAUAAAUAAAUAAAAAUAUAAGACUAAAUAUUAGGGUGGGGUGCCUUAUUUUUCUAGAGCUCCAUAGCUGGGGGGAAACAUUGUACCAGCAUGAGCAGUGGAGGAAGAUGGGUUUUUCAGUAGCUCAUAGGCAGACAUAGGAAUCAGGUGGUAGAUCGACCUAGCUGUUUCAUAAAAAGUGACAUGGCAGUGAGGUGAGCAUCUGACAUGCUUAUUUGAUCUUAGGCCAACUGAGAGGCACCACACGAGUUGCAGAAAUGGGUGUCCUUUGAGCACGCCAUAUUGAAGAGUGAGGUGACUGAGGGUGGCUGUGGAUUCUGCCCUGUAUGUCUGCGGGGAUAUGUUGCAAUUACUGGAUGUUCCACUUCCCAAAGAAGCUUCGUCAUGGACUUGGCUUCCUUGUUUGAGGAGGGUGAAGUUGUGCCAGCUGCUGGGUGUGCCAGCUCCUCCUCAGUGUGGGCAGUGGCUGUGAAUGACGUGUUCUUCCAUCACUGCCCAGCUUUCCUAUCUCCACUCAAAGAGGAAGCAUGGAGGCAGGGUGCCCAACAAGUCAAAUAAAUGAAUAAUGGGAGGGUUGGGUGUUCUUCUACCAUCUCUGUUGUUGUGGAUAUUAAAGUUCCCAGUAAACACUCUUGUUUGGGUUGCUAAUCCUUUGUACAAAUAUAUAUGGAUGUAUAGGAGGAAUGACGGGGUUUCAUUACGUAAAGCAUUAGCUCUCUUGCUGUUUUGUAUGGGUAUUCAGCAAACACAGGUCGGUUAAGGGGUGCAGUAUGUUUUUAUAUUGGUUUUUAUUAGAGAUUUUCUUGCGUUACAAAACAAAUAGGGAAAAGUACAUGUAGCACCUUCAUUUUUCCAUUUAUAGACUUUUUCACAGCUUGUUUACAAUUGGUAUGAGACACUAUUGUCCUAGAUAUCAUGCAGUUUGGAGGGGGGGAGAGAGAGGGUAACAUUCCUGGUCUCACUGGCUUCAGUACGACCCUAGGAUACAAAAGCCAGGCUAGCUAGCCAGAGCUGCACUGGUAAUCCUCUGCAGACCCAGACCAACGUUUGCAGAGUUAUGGAUGGCAAGUCACACUUUAAAAAUCUGCAUUUCUGUCUCCAGGUGGUCCUGGCUAUACAAUUUGGAAAGAGAUCAAUGGAGAAGUUGAGAGUAGGAUGGAGAAAUGACCACAAACUGCAGUCCCAAUGCUUCUUGUGUUUCUCUCCUUUAGAAAGAGUUGCGGCCUCGCCUCUGCCGGAUGAAGAAGGGCCCCAAUGGGUAUGGAUUCAAUCUCCACAGCGACAAGGCCAAGCCGGGCCAGUAUGUACGAGCGGUGGAUCCAGAUUCGCCAGCCGAAGCUUCGGGACUCCUGCCUCAAGACCGCAUUAUAGAGGUAUGCGGGGUUGGGGGUGAGAUGUGCACAGGCCCCAAACAAGGUCCCUAGUAGUGGUGUGGAAAUAGGUCACACAGCAAACAGACUGGCGGGACUGAAAUCCUUGGGGUGACUUUUUACUCCUUUGUGACCUGUAACUAUAUGGCUCUGUUCAGGUGUAACAAACCAUGGUUUGCUACAAAAGCCAACUGUGGGGGGCCACUGACUUGCAUGCUUCCCUCUUAUCUUCCUCCUCAGUACACAAGAGGAGAUUGAAAACUUCCGCUUUGGGAUAAGCUACAGCCUUGUGUUACGUCCCAUUUCUGAAUUGUAGUUUGUUCUAACCAUGGUUAGUUAAAACGGAACCAGGGUGUCGAGCGGUGGUUUUAUCCUUUUUUUGUGGAUAGGCCAUGGUUCCCUGGUUUCUGGGUGCUGCCAAAAACUGCAAAAGCAUCUGCAGUCUUCUCCUCUCACCGGCAAAGGAGGAGUUGGGUGCAUGCGAGUCAGAGGUUUGUGGUCAUCAUAACAAUAAAUGAUGGUUUCUUACAUCGGAACUGGGUGUGUCUCAAUUUUCAUGUGUGGCCAUUGCAACCAGAGCUCCCGUGUCACCUUCCCUGUAUAGUAGUGCGGUGGAGUUUCCUUCCAUAAUUGUUCAGCAAACCAAAGAGCUAAUGGAGUUUCAUAGGGGAAUUGGCAAAAUUAGAGUGACCUAGCUGUUUGUGAGUUGGCUAUAAAUGUAGCUUGUGAUCCAGGUUGAGAUAGUAGCAGGGCAGCUAGUGCAGUGUUUUUCCAAAUUCUCUUCUCUCCCUGCACACCCACUUUUUAAAUUAAACCUAAAUGCCGUCAAAAAUUGAGGAGUUCAGCUCUCAUCUCCCAACUUGAAAGCCAUUCUGGUUUUACAGAUCUGCGCACCCCUCCUCCAUUUCCCCCCCACACGUAACUUGGCAGUUUAACCUGCCUUAGGUAUGUUUAAUUCUUGUGUUUCUUUCUCAAAGGCCUUUACUUUGACAUUAAGGUGGGGGGGGGGAGGUUGUACAGCUACUAUUCUGGGACUUCAGUGUGUGGAGAGUCAUGGGCAGCAGUGUGUCAGUGUGGACUGAUGCAAAAGGAUUAUUUUAGCAUGGUACCACCACUCUUUCUCUCUUCCCUGGUAACUGGGCCCACCUGGCUGAUGCAGCAGCUUCAGUUCGAUGUUUCUUGCUCAGUGUCUUGUGGAUUCCUAACUGCUCUCAUUUUAAUUAAAGCACCACCAAACAAAAUAGGUCCCUGCCCCGAGGAGCUUCCACAUUUGUUUUUGUAAAUCACUUGGAGCUCUGUUAUGUUUUUAGAAUCAAGCGGUAUAUACAUUUCAUGAAAUGAAAUCUGACAUGUUCUAUGGGGAGGCACCAGCAAGAAGGAAGGAAGGAAGGAAGGAAGGAAGGAGUGGUCAAAAGUAACUAAGAAAUUGUGCAUUCAGUGUUCACUCUCUCCACCAAAGAAAACGUCUCCUUCGGUAUUGUUAGCAUUUGGAUAUUGGUCGUUUUGGCUCAAAUCCAAACCGACAGGCCCUUUUUUUAAGGAGCAAAGGAGAGAUAUUGCAAGCAGUGCAGUGGGCUGAGAAUCUAUUGGCGGAAAAGGGUUUUGGUGGGGUUUUUUGGAUCAAGUUGUGAGACGGUGCGCCUUGAAUACAAAUAAGAGUUCCAUCAUUGGGUCGUUUCACUAAAAGGCUUGUGAAUUGCUGAACUAGAGGAAGACAAAUGUAUUAGUUGCCCUGGCACCAAUUACAGCCAGAUCUUUCAUGCUGGAGCCGUUCAGGGAUUAGCAGAGAAGCCAGCAAAACCUCAUUAAAAUCAGAUUUCCCUGAAGCGAUUAGCACAGGAUUGCACAAGCAAAGCUGCCAGGUUUGUGUGGCCAGAGAUGCACACAGGCUAGAUGACAAGCCUGCACACCAGGCACGUGACGUUGUGUACAAACUGACAGGGAGGCUGCCUGGAAAGCUGUUGUCUGUGUGUUGUUUGUAGAAGAUUCUUCUUCCCUCUGACAAACCGGUUGCUGCUCUAAAUGCCUGUCAGUUAAAUCCUUCGAAGACAGAGGUCCUCUGGCUGGGACGCAACGAUAUGGGAUUGAGGGGGCAACUCCCAUCUCUUGCGGGGGUGCAAUUAGUGCCAGCACCGUCCGUUAAGAGUUUGGGUGUAAUCUUCGAUACCUCCCUCUCCAUGGAGGCGCAGAUUGCAGCUAUAACAAAGGCGGCAUUUUUUCAUCUCCGCCAAGCUAAGCAGUUGGCUCCUUACCUCUCUCGCCCUGACCUAGCCACUGUGAUCCACGCGACGGUCACCUCCAGACUGGAUUAUUGUAACUCGCUCUACGUGGGGCUGCCCUUGAGACUGACCCAGAAACUCCAGCGGGUGCAGAAUGCCGCAGCGAGAAUCCUUACGGGGUCUUCGCUGCGAGAUCACAUUCAUCUGGUGCUAUACCAGCUGCACUGGCUCCCGCUGGAGUACAGGAUCAGGUUUAAGGUGCUGGUUUUAACCGUUAAAGCCCUAUACGGCCUAGGACCCUCGUACCUACGGGACCGCCUCUCCUGGUAUGCCCCACAGAGGAACUUACGGUCUUCAAAUAAAAACAUCUUGAAGGUCCCAGGCCACAGAGAGGUUAGGCUGGCCUCAACUAGAGCCAGGGCUUUUUCGGCUGCGGCUCCAACCUGGUGGAACGCUCUGUCACAAGAGACAAGGGCCCUGCAGGACUUGACAUCUUUCCGCAGGGCCUGCAAGACAGAGCUGUUCCACCAGGCCUUUGGUCAGGGCGCAGCCUGAUUCCCUCCUUUGGCAAUCUUUACAAAACUUUAGUUUAUGGUUGCCAUCAAUUUUGAUUUUAAUUAAUUUUUAUAAUGUUUUUAUAAUGUUGCACUAUUUUAGUGUUGUUAGCCGCCCUGAGCCCGGCUUCGGCUGGGGAGGGCGGGAUAUAAAUAAAAAUAAUAAUAAUUAUUAUUAUUAUUAUUAUUAUUAUUAUUAUUAUCUUGCUUCCUCCCUAGCCCCAUUGCUGUGUCCACGGGUGAAGCCAGCAUUGCACGUUACACCAGAAGUUUGUGUGGACAGUGUUUUGGCUAGUAAAUAUCCAUGUGGUCAGCCCUACCAUCUGUUGAUUGGUGAUGGGCUGUUCUCCCCUCCCGUCUUAUCCAUUGCUACCCCAGUUAAUUCUUUAAAAGUGGGAACCCUCCUGUUGUGCUCACCAGAAAACCAAAAGUGUGAGACUUGAUGCUCAUAAGAAGAGCACCGCAGGGUCAGGCCAACAGGGAACCAACAAGUCUAGCAUCCUGUUCUCACAUUGGCUAACCAGUUGCCUAUGGGAAGGCCUGCAAGCAGGACCUAAGCUCAGCAGCCCCUCUCCCUACUGGUGAUUCCUAGGAUCUGGUAUUCAGAGGCUUGCUGGCUCUGACAGUGGAGGUCGGACACAAUGAGGCCCAAGCGCAUGGGUGCCUUGGUUGUGCGACUUCUGCUUCCACCUUUCAAGUAUGGUGGUGAGAGCAUUGGUGGGUUGCUUCAUCACUCUGGAGGAGACCUGGGUUGGUACCUUCAUGAACAUGGAGGAUGGAGAACAACUGCCUCUUCUUGACAGGGCACGAACCAGUGUUAGAAACUCAUAUAUAUAUAAGCUAGGUGCUUUAUAAAUCUAGGUUGCAGUCGCCAUAACAUAAUGUCUAUUUGCCAGGGGGUUGGACCAGGUGACUCUCGGGUUCCCUUCCAACACUACAAUUCUAUGAUCUCAGUUACAUUGCUUGACGGUAGCUUGCUCUUUCAACACAUCACUUGUUCCAGUAUGCAAGAAGGAGGAUUGCACACAGUGGACAUGGAAUUGGUAUUCUGGUCUCUGUGCAAAUCUACUUUGUUCCCGCUGCUGCUGCUGCAACCCAGCCACCCCCUCGACCUACCUGCUGUGUCAUGGCAAUGUACUGGUCUCCAAUGAUAACAAACCAGGAUGUGGCUCUGGUUGGCUUCAUGCUCUAGGUCAAAAUGUUUGGAAUACAACGUUUCGAAUCGCAUAGGAACUUCAGGCCUUGUGGUUUUGAAUGAUAAAAUAAUCUGCAGCAGACUCCUGUAGCCACAUUUCCGUCUUUGUUGAACCUUCUGGUGAUGGGGAUAAUGGUAGAGAGUUAAUACAGGCCAGUGCUGAGCUUCUCCCAAGCCCCAAAUAUCAAUGGUCCCGCCUUCGUUCCUGAUUCGUAUGCUACUCAAAGUGCUCAGGAAGCUCAGUUGUUCUAGUGGCACCCCUUUGAUCAUGGAGUGGUUUGCAUACUUUCUGGUUUGAUAGUCCUUAUCAAAAGGUUUUUAAACACUGAAGGAGUUUGUCUCCAUCCUGGAAUGCACAGUGUGGUCCUGCAACCCACACACCCUGGCGAAGCCAGGCGUGACUGGGUUGUACUUUUGGUAUUUGCAGUUCUCAGACUGUGCCUCCAGACCGUCAGUGUUUUGCGGGAGCAAUUCAAGCCCAUCCUGGAAAAUUAGGCUUGAGCAGUGAAAGUGGGUUAAAGUCCUCUGUCGCCUUAGUGCAAGGAAUUCACUUUUUUAAAAGAGAGAGAGAGAGAGAAACCUUUUUGCAGUUAGGAAAAUGAAGGCAAGUGAAAAGUUUAGAAUGAACGUAACGGGAAGACGUACAAACACCCCGCAACCAAAUCGGGGUGAACACUUGCUGUUGUAUAACCUCCCCACAAACAAAUCUGAACAAAUAGUCAGUGAAGACCAGAUAUAGUCUAACCUCCGUGUAAGCUUUGAGCAAUCAAAUUGGGAUGCAUGCUCAAAAAAUGUCUUCUGGGUGAGUCCCUUGAGAACCUAUGGGGGCUCUUCCAUAAAAUGAUGGGCAAGUUCUCCUGAAACACACGUGGGUAGGCUGACUCUUGAAGGACCUUCAAGUUGUCUCUCCAUAUCUCUGGUGCACUGGGGGGAGCAUGGUUUGUGAUGGGUAGGGUGGUGCAUGGGAAGCUGUAACCCCCAAGCAUGUUCUUUCUCCCCUCCCCAUUUGUCAUGAGUGUAAGUGUGUGACCCUGUUAACCACAAGUCCAGCGCAUGUCCCAGGCUUCCCCAGACAGCCCACCUACUGAUGCACAUGGCCUUCAAUGUCAAGAAGGUUGCCCACUCCUGGUCUAAGGUGACAGCUUUUCUUUCCACCUACCAGACCACCUGCUGCUUUAUCUAAUCUCAGAAACGCAUUGCAUUCCUUGCAGGUGAACGGGGUGUGCAUGGAAGGCAAGCAACACUCGGACGUCGUUUCGGCCAUAAGAUCUGGUGGAGAUGAGACUGAGCUGCUAGUGGUGGAUAGCUUAGCGGACGAGUUUUUCAAGAAGUGCAAUGUCAUCCCUUCUGAAGCACAUCUGAAAGGUGAGGCACCCAUUCUGGCAGGAAUACUCCUAAGGAUUGGUGUGAUCUAAUCAGGGCUGCUCAUUGUUGUUUUGGAUAGCGAAAUUGAGGUUUUUCAACAGAGGGGCGGGUGGCCGUAUGUCAUUGAUACUUUAGUUGAGAUUCCUGCAUUCCAGGGGCCCUUCCAACUCUGCAGUUCCAUAGUUCUAUGAAUCCGGUUCUGAAACUGCAGGACCUCUGCUAAGAAAGGCCACUGAUUUUUUGUGCAGUUGAGAAAACCCUGCAUAGCCAUUGUGUGUGUGUUCCUCUUUUUUAAAAGGGGAGGGGAGCAAUUGUUGAUGGUGGAGAAGCUUUUUCCAAGAGUUGUUUCCCUGUGAUUAAAGCGGCCUGCAAGCAAUAAUGCCACAGUAGAUGGACCUAGCACGUUUUAAAUGCCAGCAGCUUCAGUUUGGGGUCGAUUAUUUCACUUAAAAUCAAUAUUUGAAUCUCCACCUUUCUGUUUAAAUAAAAUGUCCCGGGCAUUUUAUGCAGCAUUUUUUAAAAGACUAAUUAAAUACGACCUGAAUUAAAACACAAUUACAGCAGCAGGCGGGUCAGUAUGGUAUUGUUCUGCAGCAAAUUCAAAAGGGCUUUGUAAAUGAUGUCUUGGCUUGUUCCUGGGGAAGUGUGCUGGAAGAGGGGGAUUCUACAUUUGAAAGACUCUUCCUCUGGUCACCAGCUUCUUAGCUUCUGAAGGCGGCAUUCCUGGAGAAUGGCCUCAGAAGAAAGGUGCUGGCAUCUGGGCAGGUUCAAAUGGGGACGAUCGCCUUCUUGUUCGUGCCCUCUAUUUGGAAAGGAAAUGGGGUGGGGGAAAUCUUUCAUCUCUCUGCAACCUGAGAGCAUUUAAUUAGAGGUACAGGUGGGUGAUUGAACCUGAAUCUUAACGUAUACCAUGACUUUGUACAGGAAUGAUGUGCAGCUCCAGAUGAUGGUAGACUCCAGCUCCUUUCGCCAAAUGGUCAGGGCUGAUGGAGUCCAGCAAAUUCUGGAGGGCGACAGGUUCCCUCAUCUUUGCUAUACUGCUUCAAAGUCUCAGAACAGAGAAGGCAUACAAAGGCACUGUGCGCGCGCACACACACACUCACACAUAUAAAACCCUCUAACCUGUUUGCAGGUCUUCAAGAGGUUAGAGAUGAGGGACAUGGGUGGCACUGUGGGUUAAACCACAGAGCCUAGGGCUUGCUGAUCAGAAGGUCGGCAGUUUGAAUCCCCGCGACGGGGUGAGCUCCCGUUGCUCGGUCCCUGCUCCUGCCAACCUAGCAGUUCGAAAGCACCUCAAAGUGCAAGUAGAUAAAUAGGUACCGCUCCGGCGGGAAGGAAAACGGCGUUUCCUUGCGCUGCUCUGGUUCGCCAGAAGCGGCUUAGUCAUGCUGGCCACAUGACCUGGAAACUGGACGCUGGCUCCCUCGGCUAAUAAAGCGAGAUGAGCGCCGCAACCCCAGAGUCGGUCACGACUGGACCUAAUGGUCAGGGGUCCCUUUACCUUUACCUUUAACCUGUUUGCAGGUCUUCAAGAGGCUAGAGAUGCAUAGGUUUGUAACGGUGACCUUAGAAUUCUUUUUUGCGUAACUACCAAAAACUGAGCAGUUGUAUAGCUGGGGUCUUUCUAAGCAUUAUCCCUGGAAAGCAUGGUGCACUUUUGGGAAAAGGUACAGCUUGGUUUGCAUGCAAAAGAUCUCCGGUUCAAUUUCUGACAUCCCCAGAUAAGGCUGGGAAAUACUGCCUUGUCUGAAAUUCUGGAAAGCCACAGUCCAUUAGUGCAGAUAAUGCUAAUUUAGAGUGACCAGCCUGGAGAAUGUUUGCAAGACACUGUGUAUGCCUAUGAACUGGGCUCUGCCCGUUACAUGCUCCAUUGGAUCCAAGCCUGACCUCUGUGCUGCAUAGGUUUCCACCUGAUGGAAAGCACUUGCAUGCUCAGCUGUGAAAUGGACUUCUUUGCGAGAGCUUGCCAAAGGCCCAGUCGUGACCUUCCUUCUUGCAGUGUGUUACCAGCCGAGCAUUUGUUAUGCAACAACAGGCUCUCAAACCUCCAGGACCUGCUGCAGGAACCCCUGUGGGGAUGGGUGGGUGGGUCUGAGUGCUGCUUGAGUGAUUAAUUUGCGAGGUCUCCCGGGAGCCAUGCAACAAGGAAGCGGGGAGGAAGCUCUCUGGAAUCUCUUAAUUAAUCCUAUUAACCUCCCAUAUUUCUCACCAAAAUAGCCUAUUGUUGGUGCUAUAGUUAGUGCUUCAGCAGGUGUACACAUAUAUUUGUCAAUGGCUCCUCGGAAUAGCAGAGAAUCUAGGAUGGAGUGGAGGAGAUGGGGAGGUCAAAAGGACAAAGAGUUCCCUCUGCUCUGUGAAUCUGACAUGAACUCUCUGACGGCAAGAGCUGUUCAACAUUGAAAUGGACUCCCUUGGAAGGUGGUGGACUCUCCUUCCUUGGAGGUUUUUAAGCAGAAGUUGGAUGGACAUCUGUCAGGGAUUCUUUAGCUGUGAUCCUUCCAUUGGGACCCUUCCAACUCUAUACAGUUGUACCUUGGAUCCUGAACGCCUUGGAACUCGGAUGCUUUGGCUCCCAAACGCUGCAAACCCAGAAGUGAUUGUUCCAGUUUGCGAACGUUCUUUAGAACCUGAACGUCCGAUGGGGCUUCCACAGUUUCUGAUUGGCUGCAGGAGCUUCCUGCAGCCAAUCAGAAGCCACACUUUGGUUUCUGAACAUUUUGAAAGUUGAACAGACUUCCAGAACGGAUUCCGUUUGACUUCCAUGGUACGACUACAAUUCAGAAUGGGCUUGUUCUGCUUUUAAAACAGCUCUUUAGUCAUCUUACUUCAGUUCUGAGUUUCCAGCCUUGUGUGCUCUGCAAAAACACCUACCCUGGCCAUAAUAAAAUCCCUGUUUUUGUCAUACACAGCACCCUGACUAUACUGUCUGUAUUUUCACCAUGAACUUAAACUUUUAAAUGUGGCACGUAGAUUAUGAGCCCCAGGAAAACCUUUCGUUUUCAGUUCUUUUGAAGCCCAGUGUUUUAUCAUAUUUGUAGAAGGGCAGGCACCAGCUUGAGGAAAUCUGAGUUUAAAGCAGAGCAGAAGAGCAGGUACAAUAUUAGUUAAUCAAUAUUAACAGUAGCAGCAGGUACACAAGGUUAUUCAGGGCUUGCAUCACGUGGAUCGUUGUUAUAACACAAAGGCAAUAACGGGAUAAUGAAUAAUGGGAAUUAUUGCAGGAAAAAGGUUUGGCAGGAGCAGUUAAUUGCCGGGGUCUUGGUGAUAGAGGUGUAUGACCGCAAAGACCCUAGAGUUUCUAGCACAUGUAAACUGCUCCGAGGCAAGGUUAGCUUGUGUAUGUGUGUCCCUUACAGAAGGGUUUGGUGGUUGUUUUUAAAGCACACUAGCUGAGCUGAGAAUUGAACCUGGUGACUUGCAAUCAGUUUUUUCCUUACUUCACAACUGCAUUAGCAGCUAAGCAGAGCAGUUCUAUACCUGCAGUUUGGCUCCUUUCCCUGGCUCCAGCUCCACCAGAAGUCGACAAGGAUUGAACCCAGAACUUUGGGUGUACAGUGGUACCUCGGGUUAAGUACUUAAUUCGUUUCGGAGGUCCGUUCUUAACCUGAAACACCACUUUAGCUAAUGGGGACUCCCGCUGCCGCCACGCCACCGGAGCACGAUUUCUGUUCUCAUCCUGAAGCAAAGUUCUUAACCCGAGGUACUAUUUCUGGGUUAACGGAGUCUGUAACCUGAAGCAUAUGUGACCUGAAGCGUCUGUAACCUGAGCUACCAUUGUACAUGUCUUCUUGCACCUCCUCCCCUUGCAAUGUGCCUAUCUGCUUUGCUCCACCCCAAGCAAAGACACAGCGAUCAGUCGGAAACUAGAGCGAGUGGGGUGGUUCUUUCCGGCAGCCGUGCGGAAACAGCUUCCCUGUGGAGCAUUUCCACAUAGCUGCUGAGAAUUGGUGCGAUCUAGUGGAGCAGGACUGCUCGGACCAGAACUGGGGAGAUCAAAAGUUCAAAUUCCACUUACCCAUUAAGCUCACCGGGCUACCUUGGACCAGGCACUCCUUUACACAUCCCUCUCUCUUGGUCUAGCCCUACCGCAAAGGGCUGUUGUGAGGAUAUGAUAGAGCUGGUACUGUGGACUGGGCUCCUUGGAGGGAAGCCAAGUUAAAAAAAGAAAAGUAGAUAAUAACUCUGUGGGUAGGAGCAAUUGUGUUUGCUUUUCCCACCCGGCUGUCAAACCAGCCACAUGACUGGGUGGUUUGGGUGUUCAUACCCCACCCAUACAGUGACCGGACAGGAAGUUGCCAUGGGGGAAAUGGGCUACCGCAGCUGUGAAUAGCAAGGGUUCUUCUUGGGGCUGGGCUGCUGUGACAGAACUGGGAGACAACAGUAGCGGCUGCCUAGCUUAUCUCCCUGGCUGCUGGCAGUCAGACAAGGGGUCAGAACAGCUAGCAAAGCCCACCCUUUUGGGUUAUAGAAAUUCAAUUAAAAGAAACAAACGUCGCUACCAGAAACUUUUCUUUUAGGAAUUAUAGGGGCAAAACUACCUAAAUCGUAUAGAAAUUUAUUCAUGUAUGCUACUACAGCAGCAAGAACGUUACUUGCCCAAAAGUAGAAAGAAGCAGAAGUACCAGUAAAGGAAGAAUGGAUACAAAAAAACUUAUGGAAUAUGCAGAAAUGGCAAAACUUACCGGAAGAAUAAGAAAUCAAGAUAGCAGACUUUUUAUAAAAGAAUGGAAAUGGCUUAUUGAAUAUUUACAGAUAAAUUGUAAACAGAUGAAAACAUUAGCAGGAUUAUUGUAAUAACCUGCAGUUUUAUAAGAAUAUAUAUACACACACACACACACAUAUACAGUAGAUAAUUAAAUGAGCAAGUUAAAUGAACUUGGAUAUGCAGAAGAUAUUAAAAAAUUAAGGAACCGCAGAAAGAGGGGGAAGGGAGUCAAAUUUUGAAAUGUUAAAUUGAUUGUAAAACUAAUGAAAUGUAUAAAUUUGAAAAGUAUAAAUAAAAAACUAAAAAGAAAGAAAAAAGUGUCACUAACUGCAUAUCUUUGUUGUUUUUUUGUUCCCCUCCAGGUCCCUUGCCAGAACCAGUUGCCAAUGGUGAUGUGGAGAAGGUAAAGGUUAUGCCAAGUGCAUGGUUCAUUGAUGGUCUCUUAUGUUGUGUGAAGGCCCCUUUCGACAGUACAGGUUUGCUGGGUGUGCACGUGUAAGGGAAGAAGCACCAAAACGGUGUAUACAGAUUUUCCUGCCAUCUAUUCGGCCCACUGGGUCUGCGUGGGCUAAGAAGCUGCAAACUGGAUGCAGCUUCCCAAUGCUUGUACACCGGGGGUGUUGCACAGACUCCAGGGUAGCACACUCUCCUUUCAGGAUAAGGUUUUUAUUGAAACGCCCAGGUUCCCCAACCCAGAGGCAGGUGCAAAACAGUGGCUCACCCCAGUGGACAUGCUAAGAUGCGAGAAACAAGAUGCCUCUGGUCUCAGCCGGGGCGUUUUGCAGUCGGCACCAGAACCAAACCUAUAGGGCCUUUUGCACAGGCCUGGUUUCUCUCCCCACCCCCUGCUCCGCCAAAGCAUUAUUUUCCAGCAAUCUAACCUGGGGAUAGGGAUGCGGGUGGCGCUGUGGUGUAAACCACUGAGCCUAGGGCUUGCCGAUCGGAAGGUCGGCGGUUCGAAUCCCCGCAACAGGGUGAGCUCCCGUUGUUUGGUCCCAGCUCCUGCCAACCUAGCAGUUUGAAAGCACGUCAAAGUGCAAGUAGAUAAAUAGGUACCACUCCGGCGGGAAGGUAAACGGCGUUUCCGUGCGCUGCUCUGGUUCGCCAGAAGCGGCUUAGUCAUGCUGGUCACAUGACCCAGAAACUGUCUGCAGACAAAAGCCGGCUCCCUCAACCUAUAGAGCGAGAUGAGCAUGCAACCCCAGAGUCGUCCGCGACUGGACCUAAUGGUCAGGGGUACCUUUACCUUCACCUUUUAACCCGGGGGUGGGGAGCUUUUCAGCUGCUCCUUCUGUUAAAACAGCUGGAAGCUAGAAACCCUUUGCUCAUUUCCUGCAAGUCCCUGUUUUACGGUUCAUAGCUCAGUUGUAGAGCGCAUGCUUUUGAAUGCAAAAGUUCCCAGGUUCAUGUCCAGGUAGGGCCGUCAACGAUUCCUUCCUGAAACCCUGGAGAGGUGCUGACUGUUGCAGUGGCAGUACUAAGCAGGAUGGGCCAACAUUACGAGGCGGCUUCCUAAUCCUAAUCUGCCUUCUGUCCAUCACUGGUGGACACUGUGCAUGAGACCUACGUGCAGUAAGAGCUGCUUCAGGCCCUUAGUUGUCUUCCGUAGCGGAAGUAUAAGCCAUUCCUCCCUGAUGCUGCUAGGAGUGCCUUGCAGCCUGCCUUGAUGCUGCCAAGCAGAGCUUGACCUCUCAGUGGAGGAGGGGAGGGCAAAGCCCUUGAAGGCACGUCGCUCAAUUUUCAGGGCCUGCCUCUUGUCACAGAACAGAAUGGCCCAUUCUUCACCCUGUGGGUGGAAUCUCUCGCAGUGGGGGCCGCUGUUUCAAAAGGCCGUGUUACUUCCAGUCUGCUUUGAAAAAACAAAACCUAAUUAAACCCAGAGUGAAGAGGAAGCCUCAUUAGGAACCUCAAAAGACGGGAGGGCAGGAGGCAGGGAUUUCAAAUAUACAUUAAGGGGGCUGAGUGAGGAUGUUCCCAGGCUAAAGCUUAAACCAGAUAGAGAGAUGUCAUGCAACUUGUCUACCCGGUAGGUCUGAAAGGCAGUUGGGAAGAAGCAGCCUGACUGCAUUGCAUCGUAAAUAAAUAAAUCCUGCUUCUAUGGGGUGCAGUAGGGUGUUAAUUGUUUAAACAUGUUUUUUGGUGCAAACUUGCAAGUAUAAAGCGCUCUGAAGCACAAGUGUAUCUGGCUUCCAGUACUGUGGACAACCUUUCUUCCCUGCCCAUUGCAACCUUUCUCCCAGUGUGAGUCUUAUGUCCUGCAUGCCUGUCUGCUGGGGUGAUGCAAAAAUUAUUGGAAUCCUCAUUUGAAUUUAGCAUCUUGCUGAAACCAGGCUGGUUUACAUAUGCUGCUGAAGCACAAUUUAGUGUUACAAGCACAAAGCUAGCCUACCACUGCCUGCCCUGGCUCUUAUGGUCCCCUCUCCUCCAUCAUAGCCUUGAGGAGGUGCUCAGAAACUCUUGCUUCUAUUUCUGAUUUAACUGCAACUUGCUGUCAUUCAAACCAGGGCAAACCAUGGUUCAUCUAACUAUGGUUAGUGAGAAUAAACCAGCUUCAAACCAUGGUUCAUGAAGCUGGCUUUGCUUUCUAUAACCAUGGUUAAUCUCAACUGCAGUUUAGGGUUUGGAUAAUACCCUAAAAUGUGGUUAGACUAAAAUGGAAACACUUGGAAUGGGAGAAUGGGAGGCAGGUAGAAGUGCUUAGCAGUUCGAGAAUCAAGGUUUAGUGUUGCAUUUGACCAGAACCAUUGAACGGGGAUGUCAAGCAGCAGUUGUGCCAACUGAAUGCUGAGAAUUUUCUCAGCCUUGGAGUAAGAAGGACCAAUCUGCUUCCAUGCUGCCUUCAGUCACUUCUCAGUCCUGCUCAUCUGGCUUUAAGCUCCCUUGCUCAACAUUUAAACCAGUUUCAUCUGAUAACUCCAGAUGUUCUUCAUGCAAAACCACUUUCCUACGCGGCUGUCAUAACUUAUAUCUUGUCAUCUCAUCUUUGCUUGGCAUAAACAUGAAAGGAAACCUGCUCUUCCAGCGCAGGCCGACUCAGCAUCAGCUGCUAAUCAGCUUUCCCUACUGGGGGGUUAUUGGCACCAUUCGGUGGCUGUAGAUAGCUCUCUGUUUGCUGGCUUGCAUGCAGCCGGUCAGUUUGCCACAGGUGAACGUGCACCCAUUUUCUCAAGAUUUCAACCCUCAGUACCUAACUACUGCUUUUGCAGAGGACUAACACUAGGCUUCAGUUGGAUCUCAAAAGAUGGAUUCCUAGCCACACCUUCAUGACUUUUCUUCUUCAGUAGACACUGUCCAGAUCGCUAUCUGUCCAUGGGUCUUUUCCUUUGGAGCUGGUUUUAUUCAAAGGGGUGCCCUUGAAUAUUUGCCACUUUAUGAACAUGGGUGUCUCAAGGUAGCACUAUAUUGUCACAGAGACAUCUCAGAAAGUGGGAUGUGGGAGAGCCAACACCCCAUAUUUUGCAUGCAGAUAGGUUAGCUGUGAUGUUGUCACUGAAAAUUUGCUCACGAGAGUGAUGGUGCAAUUGCUUACACUGUUGCUUAAUGGAGGUGAUAAAGGCCGUCUUAAGAUGGUACCUGACUUGGAGCAAAACAGAACUUGGAGCAAGAUUCAAGCUGCUUGGGCCAGUUCACUCCAGCAGAGAUCACUCUGUGGGCUGGAUCACGCGCAUGCAUGAUCGUGCGCGCCCGUGAUUUCCGGUGUCUACGUCUGCGCAGACGCAAUUUCCGGGCCGUGGAAGCGAAUCCCCGUGCUGCAGUGGUUUAGCACAGCACGCAGGGACUCGCCGAGCGGGCGGCUCGGUUCAGGGGCGGCUCGUGGGCUGGUUAAACGACCCCCGUGGGCUGCUUGUGGCCCAUGGGCCUUAGGUUGCUGACCCUGACUUAGCCCUUCAGUCUGUUCUCUCCAUGGUCAACUAGAUACCUAUGGGGGAGCCCUUCCCAGCAGCAGCAGCAGCUGUUCAGAGGCACACUGCCUCUGACAAUGGAUAGGGAGUAGUUUCCUGUGGUUUCUUCCUUAUACCCCACCCCCCUCUUGUUAGAGAAAGAGCACAGCUGGCAUUUAAUCCUUCUCAGGGAUAAAGAGGCUGGAGGAUGCCCAGAGCAGGUUUAUCAGCCUGCGGUCUGUCAACGGAUUAUGUGCUUAGAAGUGGGUUUCCUCAUACUCCUUAUUUCUCUGGUUCCCUUCAGGAAAGGGGCAGGCUGGGAUAAAUCAUCACUUGUUGGACGUGGUCUCUGGUCACUGAGGAGAAGAGGCCAUUUUGAGAACAUUGGGUUCUCCCCAGUUUUAGGAAGACUCUUCCCGGGCUUCUUUUGUUGGGUUCUCCUGACAGUUGUGACCCUCUGGAGAAUCCUGUCGUGUGGCUUUGGAGCUUCUUCCCUAAAACCAGAGCUGCUCCCACUGCCCCUUCUCAAUGCCCUGAAAUAUGCAACUGGUGCAUUAGAGGGAGGGAGGGCCAGUUGUGUUGUACCCAUCAGCUCUGGGUAUGUUUGAGAGCCGGUCUAGCACACUGUCCCUGAGGCCUGAGCUGUGAAGCAGCCGUAUGCAGCUUAUGAUGGCAGCAUUCCCUAAAUCAUGCCAAAGGGGGUAGGAGGAGGAGGAAUGUUUUCUUCUGCACAAAAAUGUGUGGAACUGGCUAGAAUUGGGGGGGGGGGGGAAUUCAGGGAAGUGAUGCAGUGAGUUCUACUUUUGGCGAUUUACAAAUAAAUAAAUGCAGCGUGUUAUUUAUAUAGCGAUUGCCCCCCCUUUUUUGUUUCAAGUUUCUCUUCCCUUCCCUGUUGUAGGAGAUCUUCAGAGAUGACCAGCCUGAGCCUGUCUUGGAAAGUCCUUCAAGCCCUGAGCCGGUGUCUCCUUCUCCGAUUCUGAACGAACCUCACAAUGAGGUAUGAAAGCAGCCUGGGCACAAAGGGAGGAAAGCCCAGAAAUGGGGAGUCCUAAACAUGUGGUACAGGCAUAGAGUCCCCUCUGUUCAUUGAGUAUUCAUCCUGAUUUUGCUGCAGGGUGUUUCCAUGGAUUUCUCAUUAUUCAUUUGUUCAUCCCACACUUUUCGGUGCAUUUCCCCAUCGCUUUCCAAACUGCAAAAAGUCUGUGUGUGUGCUUUUAAGUGCAUCCGAGGGCAGCACAGCCCUUUAAAUCCACUUUCAAUACAGAAAUCUUAAAGGUAUGGUUUAUACUUGAGUCCUGCUCACAAUGUAGUUAAGAGUCCAGAGGUGCCCUUGAUUCUCUACAGAGUUUUCCUUUGCCAAAGACCAGCAGAAAUGAUUAGAGAAGUUUCAGCUUGUCCAUUAGAGAACCAUUUGCAAACUUUCAGAGCUUUGCCAUUCUUCCUGCUCCCCUGUGGGGCCAGUCAUUUUGUGCUGUAAAAAUCUAGUUUGCCUGUCAACCACAGCAAUUUGCCCUGGUCUUCAGUGUUCCCAUUUUCAAAUGGGCAGAUGCCUCAAUUUCUACAAAGCAAGUAAUGAAUGUUUAGCAUCCCUGACUGGAACCAUGUCCAGUUUUUAAUUAAAUGGCUGAAUUAUAAUUCAGGCGCUCUGUAUCAAAUCUGCUUAAGGACAAAACUGCAUAUUUUGUUCGUACUUUUUCCCCUAAACCAUACUUAAUGCUGCCACUUAUUAUUUUGAAGGGGAAAGGCUAUGCAGGGCCCCAGACCAAAUGAGGACCCUCAUGCAUUUGCUGCUUGCUCCAGAGAUGCCAAACAGCUGCCAGGGAGAGCAAUUCUGGGGAGGAAACGGGCAGGGCCCUGAUCCAUAUAAGGAGGAUCGUAUAAGCUUGGGGCCCUGGGUGGCUUCUCUUUCUGUUGCUGUCUAAUAACGGAGAGCGUUCCUCAGUACCAGGAAAAAUAUCCAAGGUGGCCACGUGCACAUUCACAUUCAUUUCACAGAAAUCGCUUAGAAAGUGCCUGCACUUUUUGCCCCAUAACUUUCUUUUUUAGGAAGGCUAGAAGCUUUUAAGGAAAGUAAACUUUACUAAAAUACAGUAUGAAAGCUCAGAGUCUGGGGCACUUGCCCAGGGACACCACUGGAAGCCUUCACAGGUGUAAUGGCACCUGGAGAUGCUGAGUUCACUACCCCUGCCCAAAGUUGGCCCAUUGAAAUAAGUGCCCUUGUAAGUCCAUUCAUUGAUUUCCACCACCACCCUCCAUGAUUCUCCUCUGAGUAUGAUUAACAUUGGAUAUUACCCUCGAUGUGACAACAUUAAGCAUUUUUUCUAAAGUUGGAAUAACGUAUAAUUUGACCCUGAAGCAAUUGUAAUGCUGGCUGCCUGGAAGAAAUGUCAGUAGUAUCCAAAGGCAACAUGAUGACCAAAUGCAACAAUGCGAUGUCAAUAUAAACUCUUUAUAUUUUCCGAGAUUUAGAAGAUUUCUGUUUUUAUUUGGUUUUGCAUAUACUUCAUAUUGUUCAAUGUUCUGUAUAGAUUAUAUAAAGAGUUUAUAUUGACAUCGCAUUGUUGCAUUUGGUCAUCGUGUUGCCUUUGGAUACUACUGAUAUUUGUUUGCAACACAGGGGUUUAAUUGGAAGAAAUGUCAGCCUCUCAGUUAAAAAAACCAGACACGUUUCUAGUUAAAGAUGUUGAAUUCUGAUGGCUUCCUUUAUAGAAACAGAUGUCCUGCCUGGCCAUUUGCAAGGAACCCAAAGGGAGGGACAUACUGCUGCUAAUUCCAGGCAAACUAGACUUCAUAUGAACACACAAAAGGCUGGUGGGUCAAUAGAGUUAUGCCCAAGGGCCUGUGCUGCAAGCCAGGCUGUGCUGGUGGUCUCUUAGGAAAGUGCCCUGGACAUGGCAGAUGGAGACAAUGCCAUUGCAGCAUGCAUGAGGCCAGUGUGCGGAGAGGGGAGAGAAAGGAAGGCGGAGCAGGGACUGAUCCUGCAAAAUGAACCCUGUUCAUGUUAAUGGGUCCAGAGACACCCUGCCUUGUUUGCUGUUGUGCAAUGUUGCAGCCUUAAGUGUCGGGUUUGUGUAGGAGGGCUCUCUGUCAUCAGACGCCUGCUUCAUCACUCCUCUGUUAGUUCUGUUACUGUGUGAGGCCUGUGGUUUUUAAUGUUAGGGUUUUAAUAUGGGGCAAUUUGGUGAAGGGCGGUCUUCAAGCAAAGGGGUAAAAGGAGAAAACAAGAAACUAAACACUGUCCUCAGCAUUCAUAGGAAUCAAAGUAGGUCCAGUCAAAAGUUUGCAUACACAACACAACACACACACACACACACACACACACACACACACCAAAUUCCAUUUAGUAAUUUCAGUGAGAUUUAGGCAUACCAAACUGCAGAGUUAAAUGCAAGUCCCAUUGGUUUCUGUUAGGAGCUUGUGUUGGGUUGCUCUGUCUGUUGUGCAGCAUGGAAUCUGGGACAGGGGAGCGUUCUCUAGCCAAGCAGUGCUCAGGUAACAUGUGCGGGAAGGAUCAGAAGAGAAGGCAAGGCCUCUAGCAGAACUUUUCUAAUCACCUUUGUUGGGUGAUCCAGUUCUUGCCCUAUCUAGCCCAACAGCCUGUGAAAACACAAGCUUUAAUUGCAACGUAAUGAACAUAAUUUGAUACAGAACAAAUGAUUGACACUCAAUUACAUCAGUCCCUUCUCUGGGACAGUUCUGUGGCCUUCUCUCCCUGAGAAUUCUUGUGUGACGCUGAACAUAACACUCCACGCAACCAUCUACAUUGGGCUUAUAUAUUCUGUGACUUUUGUGAACUACAUGUUUCAUUGAGCACUUGGAAGGACACCUGCAGGCCCUUAACCGGAGCAGCGGGUUAGAGGUUUUCUGGAACUUUUGCUACAUCUAGGUCAAGUGAGAGAGCCAGGGUGUGUGUGUGGAAAUCCACAUCAUUGGACAAGAUGUCCUCAUUGGUGACUGGAGCAGAAUAUGCAUGGCUGGUCCACUUUUAAUUCUGCCAGGCAACCAAGUGUAAAUUAUUGGACCUACUUAUUUCAAUGCACACCUUUCGUGUCUACCCCCUCCUUACUCUAUCUUUUAACUAGUUGUGGCAUGAUACUCCUUUCUGACUUGGGUGUGUAUGUGGGGGGGAAACGUGGAGACAGGGGGAGGUGUAGUUGGGAUGGCUAGGACACACAGCUUUGAUAAUCUGAUCACUAUCAAUUUAAUUGUCAUUAUAUUAAAUACGUUGUGCUUCCACUGUUGGGAGGCAACAUGCCUCUGAAUGCCAGUUUCUAGGAAUCACAAACUGGGAGGGUGGCUAUUGCAUUUAGGUCUUGCUUGUGGCCUUCACAGAGGCAUUGGGUUGGCCAUUGUGAGAACAGGAUUCUGAGCCUUGAUGGGCCUCCGUUGGCCUGAUCCAGCAGAGCUCUUUCUAAUGCUCUUAAUUUAACAACAACAACAACAACCCUGUUAGCAACAGUGGUAGGAAACAAGAAACUUGUGUGGAAAAAACCUUGGGUGCCUUGGCCUUGAGCUGUACGUGGAAGCUUAGGUGGGGUCCGCAGCGAUUCCUCUUGGCCAACUUAUUCUUGCUUUUUCUCUUUGCUGCCCAGUCACCCUUGCAGCUCAACUCUCAAGAGAAGGGAGAGAAGCACAGCUCCGUAUCCGACCCUGUUCUUGACUUGGACAUCCCGCUGGCCGUAGCCAAGGAGCGAGCUCACCAAAAACGCACCAGCAAAAGGGCGCCGCAGAUGGACUGGAGCAAGAAGAACGAACUCUUCAGCAACCUGUGAAGUAUCCCAUCCCGCAAGCCGGGAGGAGGUGGUGCAGGGGCAAGGCCCAGCCAACCGGGCCAGCUUUUUCUCCUGCCCCUCCCAUUUUUUCCCCCUGGAGGAGGGGGUUAUUCCCCCCACCCACCCACUCCCCUCUUCCCCUCUCUUUGCCAGGGGAACAGGGGCAGGAUCUUACACUGUCCUCUGUAAUCUGAAGAAAAACAAAAUGGCAUCAUGACUACUCCUGCACAAUUCUGGAGAAGCAAUUCUAUUUUUUAAAAAAGAGAAUGAUGAGACACUUUUAUACACUGUCUAUAAAUAGCUGAGUAAGUUCCAUGUGAGUUUGUGGGGAGGGUUUCUGUGAGCCUGAAACUAAUGUGGUGUCCAUAUUGAGCCCAUGGAGGGGGUGGAGGGAGAGCGUACUGUGGCCUGUUAGGUCUGAGGAGAAACAUGCUGAUCUUUUGUUCUCUCCCCACCCCCCCAAUUCAAUUGGAUUUUUUGUGGGAAACACAUGUUCACAAUAAGAUUUUUGAGGUUGCCAGGGUUGGGGAUUGAGGAGAAAAACUUGUGGUGCUUAGCCCUUCCUAAAUUCAAAGUGGUAUCUGAAACCAGCCACCUAAAACCAAUAGCCCCAUGUAGGUUCUCAUCGCAGAGAUACCCUGUUGGAUGCUGACUUGAGCCUUUCAUUAAAUUUGAGUGCUUAAAACCCUAAUUUUGACUUCCAGCAGCCAUUGGGUGGGGGUUGUGAGCACACGUCCUCUCCUCUUCACAAGGAACCGUUUUCCUUUGACUGGAAUGUCCGUCCCUGACACUCCAUUUUCAUUUUUAUUUUUAAAAAGAAUUUUCUUUAAAGCAAUCAAUGGUAAAAUUAUCUAUGGGGUAAGACCCAUGAACUUGUUGCACCACUUCCUGUAUGUAUUUCAAAGCUUUCUGAUGGUAAGACGGAACCCUUGGAAACUGCUCUGACUGGAAUCCUGUGGGGGGGGGUGUGGUUCUUAUUUUGGCUGAGAGGGGGGAAUCUUCUGGUCUAAUACAGCAACUGAAAGCAGCCAGGAAAUAAUAUCCUGUCUUCAACUCUCAUUCCUGGAGAUGGAGCCAAUCAGGGUUUUUUUUUUAUGAUAAUGCUUAAUUAACAGUUUAUAUAUAAACUGUUUCAUUUUCUGGAAUGUUUUCUAAUUAUAGCUCUCUUUCUCCUCUGUCUGUUGUGUAUGUUAUGGAAAUUAUUUCUCCUCUACGGAUGUGUUUUGUUCUUGUUUUCUUUGAUUGUUUGUUAUGAAAAAUGCAAGAGAAGAAGAAAAAAAAGAACCCUGUUUACCAGAAGGGAAAAAGUCACCUUGAUUUUGUUUGUGU